This is a messenger RNA of Xyrichtys novacula (pearly razorfish), 59189 nucleotides long. Lineage: Eukaryota; Metazoa; Chordata; Actinopteri; Labriformes; Labridae. The record is from the annotation of a GenBank genome assembly.
AUGCUUCUUCUGUUCCUGUCGUCAUGAUGAAGAAAAAAAAAUGGUAGGAGGAGGGUGCUUCAGCCUUUUAGAUCCCUUCAGGCCUACAUUACGUUACAUGGAGUGAGAUGAUGCAGGCUGUUUGAUCUGCUCAGUUUAACAAAUAACAAAACAGUCAUGGUAGGACUGCUGUGAAACCUGCCAGUCUAACUGAAAAUGCAUUUUGCUUGAAUUUUUAUUCUCAUAGCUCAUUACAAAUGUAGUGUCAGUCUAAAAGUGCCCCCACACUCAAAUACAAGGACAUUUUAUUCAAUUAGUUGUAGUGUUAAGAACACCAUCAACAUAAUAUACUUGAGCAUCAAAAAGAAAAGUAGUCCAACUUUUUAGACCCAACUUUUCAACGUGUCUGUCCACUAAUGAAUUAUUCAACAUUUCAAUGUAAUUGUAUGAGGUCCCUUUGUCUUGUGGGUGGUUAGAGUAGACGUGCUCUAUAUUCACUGCCAGAUUAUUUUAGGAAAAUUAUCGGAUAUAUUUGCUUCUUAUAACGUUAAUCAUAAAACAUUACACAGUUGUUUCCAUAUGCAGCACGCUGUGUUUUCCUCUCACUUCCUGUUUCAUCCACUGGGUGGCAGCAAAGUCAUUUAGUGUAUGUUGAGUUUAGGGUCAGUCGGAAAUCCUGAAGUCCCUUCUAAAUAAACCUCUACAGUGUGUGGGCAGUGAAAACUAUACUUGAUGCCGUCGUCGGCUGAACAAGUUAAUUAUGUCCUCGUGUAUUAUAACUUGUCGUGUCUCUUUUUCCUUUCAUGCAAACUGUUUUCUUAAAGUUGUAAGUACACUGUAUUGCAUAGAGACGCCUAGCCGGACGCACAAAAGAGCAAACCAUUUCCCAAAAUUAGUGAGUAGUCGUUACAAUGUCAACGUUUUCUAUCUCCGUUUUAAAAGUCUUUGAAAAAAAUGUUUAAGAGAAAAGAAACAUUGUCAAGUUGGUUUGCAUAUUGCCAAUGAGAAAUGGGAGUUACACGCAAAGGCAGCACUUGAGUUACUACAUCCCCUUCCAUUACAAUGCAUUUUUUUGUGCAAAGCCUAUGUUGCCUUUCAUAAUUAUUAUUUUUCUGUUUUAUAUAUGAAACAUGGAAAAUGUGACUCGCAAGACUCAAGAAACGCGUCCAAACUAAUCUGACUUCACCUCUCCAGAAGUUCCUCUGCAGGGUCCAUCCAGCUGGACUAAGACCGCCCCGUACAUUUACAUGUCUCCCCCUCCUGUCAGUGCUCUGCAGCUGGGGAGUCCAGCCCCUCUGGAGGGAGGAGAAGACUUGGUGAAACGCUACUUUUUACUGCGUUGUAAUGUUUCACAAGGAGUUGAGCAGCUUGAGACAGACAGCCUGACACCCUCAAUCCAUGGAUGCACCCAAAGCUUGAGUGCUGCGAGAGUUGCUGUCCCUCUUUUCUACAAACUUGUCUUCCCAGAUAGUGCCUUCAAGGCAACACAUGAACCUUUUUUACCCCAGACUUUCAUACUAUUUUCAUGGGUGACCAUCUUAUUUUGUAGGAUUUAGAGUAUUUUUGGUGCCAUUCCUGACUGGUGUGUGAAGAUGCAGCUCCGCACGGUGCUUGACGUUAAUGUUGUGGACGUACAGAAGAGAAGGAACCCUUCAAAACAUUAUGUAAGUUACCUCAUCGUUUUGUUAUCAUCUUCUCAAAGUUUACUUUAACGUAGUAGAAAUAUAGCCCCACGUUGUAUCUUCAAAUUUUAGCUUCACAAGCUUCACAUAGUUGGUAUAUAUUCCUACAAACUUCUGACUCAGUGAAAAAGCACACCCCUUGACAUAAAACACUCAUCCAAGUUAUUGCAAGAAGAACUAUUGUCACUUCAGAGACUCGUGGUCUUGAGAACAUCUUUUGGCAUGGAGAGGGGCGUGUUAGGGUCUCUGUUUGAUGGAUAUCAACUAAACAUCUGAGUCCUCACAGGGAAACUAGAAAAUAGUCAUCAAUCCUGUACAACAAAUUAUUACAUUAGCCAUCUAAACACUUCAAGAGACAAAGUUUUUUUGUCCAUGCAGGUUAAUUUCCUCCCAAACUGGCAUUGUCUUGUAUUUUCCUCCUUGGUUGCUCUUUUAAUAACAUGAUGGAACAAGACCUGUUGGCAUAAGCACUUUAGAUUUCAUGUGACUCCAGCUGGAAAGCUAAAUUAGGAUAUCUUUUGAAGUCUGUGGCCCUUGAUUGUGUUGUUUAGCAUGUUAAUGUUGGGCUGCUGGUCAGUGUGACCCAUGCUUACUGUUUAGUGUGGUGGUGGAGGCGUAGGCUAUACCAGCAUAUAAAAAGAAGAGUUUAAAAAGUUAAUUAUUGUUAUUGGUUUUAAAAUUUCCACAAGAAUGGUGCUUCAGUACGGUCAAGGAUGUAAAAUAAGCAAAGAGGUUAAAAGCUUGUUAACCAUCUGAGCACAAGGUUGUUCUUUUGAGGUAUUGCAUUUCAUUUAUUCUUUUCCAUAAUGAACACAGUUGAGCCGGGAGGGAUUUUUGAAGCACUGACAGCUCUUUAAGAAAACAAAGGUGAUAUUUAUGUAGUGUACUGAAGGGAAUGUACCAUCCUUUGUGUUUUCAAACUCAUGAGAACUACGUGCCAAAUUUGCUGCAGCCAAACACAUUCCCAUGUAAACAUCAUCCAUAGAAAUUAAAAGUAACAGAUUCAGCCAUGUUGUCUGUGGUCUAACCUUUGUGGACAGAGAGGAGGAAGCCCCUACCAUCACUAGAAGGUGGAUAUAUCUCAGGGUUAUAGAUUGAAUAAGGAGGAAAUUACUUGCUUUGUAAACACUUAUCCACUUUUGGAUUUGUGAGAAGAUAACAAGUAAAUAGGUUCUUGUUUCCAUCAUUAUCCAUAAGGAUUUGGGGAUACUCUGGGUUGGCAAAAGCGUCAUCAUUGCUACUGAACAAGAAGCAAAUGUUCCAGUGGCUUUUGUGCAUCCAUUUAAGGAAGAUUAUUAGCUUCAAAAGAAGGUUUAAAAAGGUAUUGUUAAAGCCUCAUUGGAGAAUAUUGUUGUUCUUCCGUUGCUCCAGUUGCAGAAGUUUGUUGGUUCUUUGUCCUUCAGAAACAUCUGUCAUCAUUCCUGUGAUAAAAACAAAUCAAGACAGCUUUUUAUUCUUGUAGCAUUCAUCCCAUUUAACCCCACCAUGUCUGGACUUGCCUGGUGCAGGUUAGAGGAAGGCCAGAGUGAGCUUGAUAAUCUUUAACAUGCCAUAGUUAUCUUAGGUUUCUACCUGCAGAGCCUUAUUAGCCAGAGCUAAUAACCUCAGAGUGCACCACUACCAUGAAUGCUUUAUGACUGGUGAACACGUCAACCCAACAGGUGAAAACAAAACAGACACAACUGAUUCAUAAAGCAACUCAACAUGCAACAUUUUACUCUUGAACUUGGCGUUUAACAAUGCGGUUAUGUUACGGUGUAUGAACCUAAAAAGAUAGCUCUAGCUUACUUUGUCACAACUCCUGACAGAGAAAAGUUGUACACCAGAUUUAAUUUAAGUAACAUCCUCAGUUUGUGGGAUGGGUGUAGCAGGGUCUUAUGAGGUAGAGGAGGGAGAAGGCAGAGGAUUGUGUUGUAUGUUUGUGUUGGAAACUACAGCUUAAUGCUGUUUACCUCUGUAGCACAAAACAAAGGCUGGAGGACACAACACAAUUGGGAUACCUUUGUGACAGUUCAAUACUGUUUUGACUUUAACAUAUUUUGGUUUUGUUGAUUAUUGCAAUAAUGUUUACUGCAAGUUACAGUGUUGUCAGAACUGAAUAUGAAAUCCCCAAAUGAAAUUGAUCUGUUCAGAUAUAUUAGAUUAAGUGUUCAGUCUGUGUAAUGAAAUUGGAUUGUCAAGCAGACUGGUUGAGCAAUACUGUAUCUGAACUGUUGAGCUUUAGUGCUGUCCUUUCCUCUCUAUGUAUGAACAUCAUUUGGUCAAAAUAUCCAGUCAGAGUAUAAUUUUGUUCAGUUUCUGAAUUAUUUGAUGUGUAACUUUUAUAAAUUUUAUAUCCUACUUUUUGCUUUUUUUUCACAAUUGAUCUUCCUUUUUGUUUCAAACUAUCCAAAAGUCAUGUAAACACCUACUCUGCAGCAGCAUGAUAUGUUCCAUAAAGACUUUUUCUUUCAUCAGAAAACAGCAAAGUACCUCACAUUACCUGUUGCCGACAUACAGUAAAAAAAAAAGCUACAUAUUUAGUCAUGUUUUAACAACUUGGAAAUUAGUUGCUCCAUAGCAGUAUACUUUGUGCUCACUAUUAUAUGCAGCAAACAGUUUUGUAACUCUAUUCAGAGACAAAUGGAGAGAUGCUUCUCUCUAUGAUCCCAACUUAAAUUCACUGUCCAGAGCUCAAUUUCCCAACUAUUGUGUGUAAGAUAAGAUAGAUUUAAAUCAAAAAGAGAUUAACCAUCACAUGUGUACUCAACUGGUCAGGGCAGAUCAGUUAAAUUUGACAUGGAAACCAAAGUCCAGGCAGUUCAAACACAGGAGGAUAUGGAUGUGUUGAUUGGUUGGUUAUUCCAUGGUGUCUAGAGGUUGAAUCUGUUGCAAACUCUUACUCUCAAAGUUUUUGGUUUGUUUUGCAUGCUAAUGUAGGUUAGAUGGUGAAAUAUAUGACCUACUGAACAGUAUGAUGUUAAAGGUCUUAUUGUGUUACUGUGUUGACAUUUGAAGGUUAGCAUUCAGCCUCGCAGCGUGUCUGCAGGCUCACAGUCACACAUUGUGUUUGAUGGCAUGGUCCGGUCUUGAUGCUGUCUCACUGACUUGAGUAAUCAAAUCCACUAGGCCACGAGACAUGUCUCAGCGGGACUGCAAAAAUCAAUUAGUCCAUCAGGUAAAAUUGGAUUAAUUAACCUGAGAGUUAGGAUCAAUUGCAUCAUCCAUCUCCUGCUGAGAGAGGCUCCCUGAGGCCACUAAACGUAGGGCACACAGAUUUUCCCCUGGGACUGAAGCCGGAGGUGAGAGGCUGACCGGGAAGUCCCCCAUGAGGGAAGAAGACGGAGAAAAAAAUAAAAUCUCAUUAUCUAUGAGCUAAGCAACUGAAAAUGCUUAUCCGGUUGAGAGAGGAAAGAAGCAACCCUUUGUCUUUUGUCCCCACUGUUCAAGUGUGACUUCCUUCCAGGAUCUCAUGGCGCAGAAGCCAGAGAGUGCAUGGCAACUAAUCCUUGUUUACACACACAACCAAAGGGAGAUGAGAGGAGAUCAGAGGGAUGAGAUCCAAUGAGAGGUCACCAGUUUGUACAGUUGAUACAGACAGUAAAAUGUAGUGAUAAAUAGAUUAUGAUGUCCAUUUAUGUUAAGUUAAAUCAAACGUGUUUACUCGCAAAUUGGCAUAUUAUUGGUUUGUUUACUUGUUUAUAAUCCUUGAAUUUCUUAUAAUAUUCUCUAAGGUAUCAGUAAUGGUGGGUUCUUAACCAUCACAAGCUAUUCCUUAAGGGGCCUUUACCUUGAAAAUCCACACAUUUUUUCAUAAUGGUGUCUAAUCUGCCAAUUAUUAACUGUUCCAUAAAUUACACGGUCAUGUUUAAACAUAAAGAUGGUUUACAGUCCUUUCUGGAUGUAUCUUGACCUUGCACACCCUCACUUUUGGCCAUGCUGUUGCUUAGAUUAGACUGUUUGGUCAUGCUGUCUGUAUCUAAUUAGCAAGCUGCUGGAGAGCUUGUUCCGCCUUGCUGCACUCUCUCUGUAAUGAACUGUGUGCAGAAUGAGCUCUGCAUCUCAAACUCGUAACUGAUGUCCUUGCAUAUUGCCACCAUAUGUGAAAACGCUGCUUUUGUAAACACUCUAUGCCAUGCGCUAAGGAGGAAAUGCACUAGGUGCAGCCAUCUGUUUCCGAACCUCAGGGUGUGCGCGAUUGUUUGUUGGUUCUUGAUUGUUGAGGCAAAAAGAGGAUUUAUUUUGAGAGAAUACAAGUCUGUGUUUAUUCUGGAAAUGACUGACAUCUGACAAGGAUAAGACCCUCCCAUGUUGGUUUUUCUCAAAAUGCCUCUUCCUUGUCAUUAUUUCUAGAUAAAAGUGUUGAGGAUGGGGACAGAACAAGGUGGUGGACUCAGGUAGACAACAAUAACCUUAAAAUUGGGGACCAUACGCUGCAAAAAAGAGAGAGACAACACAACCGCCUCCUAAAAGUGAAGCAAAGAUGAUUACAGUUUUGUAUUUAGUCCAAAAACCCUGCCUCCUCCAUGUAAACAGAUCAGACAUGGUUCAUGCUUCAAAAUCAAAAUAUGUGUCAGUGUUUUCUUUGUGUGUUUUGGUUUAUUUUUUAUCAUGCUGUUUGUUUUUUCAAGUCUGAGGUUAUUUUAAUCAAUUAUUUGGCUUUAUAAGAGGAGAUAUAAGGUCAUGAUCGACAGCUUUGUUGACAAAUGCAGCUCCUGCAAAACUGUGCAUCAGAAUUAGCAGGAGAAAACCUAACAAACAUUAAUAUGAGAGUCAUUGUACUGGUUAAAAUCAUGAGUGCCUGCUUCAAACUGACUCAGGGGGCUGUUUUCUGUACUUACCUUAAGGGUCUUGCAGUUUUAUCAUCAAGUUUAUUAGGUGUUUUGGUAAGCAGUUACAAUGGGCGGAUUACUUUAGAGCAUAUCUUGGCAGUGAAAUACAUCACCAUCGCAACAUGUCAGCAUUCAUUGUGUGAGGUAUUUAGCAUUCGCUGCAAUGGGAGGAGGUGUAGCCGUGUCAUCCAUCUCAGUAUACAGUCAAUAUAAGUGGCUGAAUGAAACCUUAACAGCUUUUUGUGAUCAGGAUCUUUAGAAGAAAUGAGAUUUGUUUGAAAAUAUUUUGUAAACGCUGAAAUCAAUCACAGUCGAUCAGCUGCGUCCCAAAACAAACACAUUCUUCAUGAUAAAUGGGAUUAAUGACAAAACACUUGAAAUCUAUUGGCCCUCUCAUUGACCCCUGAAGGGUUUCCAAUUUGUGAUGGAAACAGACAAAGUUAAUGAGUUGAUUUGACCUUCGAUGACCUCUCAAAGUUAAGUCAGGGUGGAAUGCACUUUGUGUCAUCGGGACAAGUGGAGCCAAAGCGGUGCCAUGGUGUCUUUGACAAAGUGACUUUGUUCUUAAUGGGCCUCUUUUGUUUGUGCUUCUCUCACUAGGUGUACCUCAUCAACGUCACAUACUCAGACUCCACUUCUCAUGUCAUCUACAGGAGAUACAGCAAAUUCUUUGACCUACAGGUAUGUUAUACUGGUAAAUUAUCUCACUUUCUCCAGGCACUUCUCGCACAACAGCUUCAGCUUAAGAAUCUUUAAAUAAUGUAUUUGAAAUAUGUCUUCCUCAUGUGAAUCCCGUGAAGUCAGUUCAACCUUUAGGUCACAUCUUUCUGUUCAACUGCUGUAAGAAAGGUCUCUUCAAAAGGUCUUGUUUAAGUCGACUGAGCCUGUUUUUCGAAAAAAGGGAAAUAGGGGAAAUCCAGUCAGCAGAUGCAGGAAGAAAACAUGACCUCAGCCUGUAUGUAGAAUACAGCAUGAGGCAAAGUCAAACCUUUGGAUUGUUCUAGGAUAUCUUUCAGCCUGGAGUCAAAUCUCUGCAUUUUUAACCCUGACUUGAAUUUUAUUUGAACUGCACAGUGCUGAAGUAUGCAUACUUAAGUUUGUUUGAAAGUAGGGCUGCGCAGUAACCUCCAAACUCAUUUGUAUCUCAAUGUGAGUAUUGGCACAAACUGCAAGCUAUGACCUUCAUGCACCACUUAAUAUGCAUUUAUUUAUCACACUUCCUGCCAUAGUUUAAUAGUUAACAAUGUAAUCAAUGUAAGACAGUGUCGUUUUCUCAUCAUAUCCAGCAGGCCUGUUUGAGAGACACAUUAAAACAUCUAUGCUGUCGAGACAAGAGUGAGAGGGGUUUAAAUCUAAAUGAGAGUACUCCAAAUCCAGAAUGUUCCUUGUAAAAAAUCCUUGUGAUAACUAUUUCUUUUACAAGCCUGCACUACAGCGCUGUGGCUCUUGUGGGCUGGAUGUAUUGAAGGCAGCAGAGGAAACCCUUUGUUCUCAGGUCUCAUGCUUAAAAGCCAGGAAAAUUCUGCCCUGGUCUACUUGAUGGAAACAGAGCUUCUCUCCUGUCAAAGCUCUGUCUCUGUAAACAUUAGUCUUGUCCGUAGAUCCCGGCUGCCUGGGUGUGUUUGUCUGGCCACGGUAAUCCGUGAAGAACAACAGUCUGCAGCUGUCCAUACAAAAUGGGUGGGGAAGUUUUUUUUAAUAUAUGAACACAAUCCUAUAGGUGGAAGAUUGACUGUCAAGAGUGGAACAACGGUAGUUACGGACAAUUUAUGGUUAGUAAUGGAUUGAGGAUUUUGGAAGUAGCUGAAUUAUAUUCUCACUUGAGCAAGAGAGUAGGGCAGAAAGAAAUCGUAGUUUAUCUGCGCUAACAUUUUAACCUGUAAGGUUACAGUGGGCUUUAAAGAAGAAGGAUGUGGAUUAGGGAAUCCAAGGACCAAUCCCAUAAUGCAUUAGAUGAAAUGAAGAGGAAGCUGUGGUCAGGAAAGGGUUGGGGGUUGGGCAGUUUGAGCCUUUGGAUGUAAAGACUGACAGAGGAUACCUUCCCUCUGAUGUUCAGAUAAGAAAGCAAUUAAACUGUCAUGUAACUCAUUGUGCUGUAUAUGCAUGUAUAAAGCAUCAUUGGAUCCCUUGAAAAGUGUCAUAUUUGUUGAAGAUUUUAUGAUUAUCAAUUGCUUCUUUCGCCUGUUUUGAGAUAAUCGUCUUUUUUCAAGCAGGAACUGUGAUUUGUUUGUGUCUCUGCCAUCAGACACCUACAAACAUCCUCCAUCUCUCUACUGUUCUCUGUCUUCCUUACACAAUAGCUUGUUUUAUGCUCACCAGAAGCUGACAGGAAAAAAAAUGCGUUUUACACCCUUGGACUGACAAAUGUGACCAUGAUCUCAUCUGAAAACUAUUAAUUGAGAAUUCAGAAAAGCCAAGUUGGGUUAAAGAACAAGAAACGCCUUUUAAGCAGUGGCCUAUCAUCCAUUUCAUGUCCAUUAUCCCGCCUGCAUCGUACAGCUGGUCAUAUAAAACCCACUCGUCAACAACAGCCCAGUCGCUGCUGUUUGUCUUUUUAAAAUGAAGCAUCCAUUUCUGUUGUCAGAUGGAUGUCCAAAAGUGCACUUACAGCUAAUGUUUCAAAGCUUUCAGCACACUAAACAUAACUCAUAACUGCUCCUCUGGGAAGCAACAGUCAUAAAUUAUCCACAUCUCUGCUCCUCUUUAUCUGUUUCUCUCUUGACAUCUUUUCUGCUGACUUUAAGUGAAGGCGAUCUUUGUAACACGUAUGCAGAGUUAAGCACAUUCACUCCUUAUUUUUAAAGACCUUUGUUUAAACGGGGGAUACUGCUGAGUCUCAACUGUUUCUGGUGUCAGAGGCGAAUGUUUUUGAGCCGCACAUGUUUGACGUGAGCAGAAAUGGUCAGUGUGUCAAACCAAGUUUACUGUCUGUGAGUAGUGAGUGAACCCCGCCUCCCUCUCUCCCUUCCUCCACACCCUCAAACCACAGUGGACAGAGUUCAGCAUUCCUCGGGGGGAUUGUGGAGUGUGCAAGCUGUCCUGGUUUCCUUUUGGAAAGAAACCUCUACAGAUUCCCUGAGUCAACAUUUUUUGGAUUGGGGAAUUGGAUUGGGGUCAGCUCCAUCCUGCCUGUGUUGUAAUUUGUCUGACCCACAAAACACUGACAUAAGAUAGGACUUCAACAAGGGUAUAUCUGUAAAUAAGACCAAAUCACUGUUUUGGGGAUGUGCCAUAGAACUAGUGUGAAUAGACCUUUUUAAGACUCAAUGUAGCAAAAAAAGAGUAUUUUUUUCCAGGGAGGACAAAGUGGUUUAUCUUCUCUCUUUGGUGAUUUAGUUUCUUCACAUUUAUUAGUGGUGUUUCUUUCUUUCUUUAAAUGUCAUGCAUUUAUUUCAUUGUAGAACUUUGCCUUGGAAAAUAUAAAAAAAAAGUUGUGUCAGUGGUGUGCAGUUAGGGCUUGGCGAUAAAACAAUAAUGAUAUAUAUCAAAAAUGAAUUCCCUCGAUAUCGAUAUGACACAUGGUCAGUAUGCUUUUCGAUAGCUGUCAUUCUGCCAUGUUUUGGUAGACGAUGUGAACAGCCAAUGAAAAGAGGAUGUGCUCCGGGUCUGUGCCGUGUUGAACCGUCCAUUCAGUCUGCUUUCUCAAGCGAAUGCUGGACGACAAAACGUCAAAGAGACACAAAGACCUCACAGAUGCAGUAGCUUAUUGUAUUGCAAAAGACAUGCUACCAAUAAGCACUGUUAAAUUUCAUUUAAGAUUAACCGGGAACAUUUAAGAUUGACAAGUGAUAUCGUGAUAUAUAUUGUUAUUGACUGAUAUGAAAAAAAUAUACUGAUAAACUCUCUCCCAUAUUGCCCAGCCGUACAUGAAGUAUAUCACUUUGACUGACACCUACCCCUUAGCAGCAGUUUCAUGCAUUGAAAAUCAACACAUAGAAAUGUUCAAUGUUGUUAAUGAAGGUCUUGUUGACAGAGGGAUCAGUUUUAGAUUCAGACGGUUAAAUAAUCCAUCAAAAAUUCCUCAGAGGAGCUUUAAAUCAGUGAAGCAGAUUCAUGGUUCAAUUUAUCCACGGGCUGUAUAAUAAAUGGACAUUGACCCUUAGCCUCGUUGUGGAUAGCUACAGUGUGCCCGCCUGUCAGUCAAGUCAGGCCUGUAUAUGUGAUUCUCUUAGUCAUUGAACACUCGAUGGUAAGACAGUUGCUCAUGGAGACUAGCAGUCCAAAGUUUCAAACACUUCGAAAGUUGGAGUAACAAGAAAUGUUACUUGUCUCUUAUAAUAACUGUGCAACUUUGAAACAUGCACGUUAUAUCAGAGACCAUUUUUUGACCGAGGGAGCUGCUGCCGCAUAAUCUCUCUGCAGUAAACAACUUGUCAAGUAAAUGUCAAAACACAAGCGAGAGACGGGAUCAGAUUGUUGUCCCACUCAAACAUUCCUCUACACUCCCUCUGUCUGAGAUUCCUCCCAGAACAGAGCCUUUGUCUAGCUGCACAGUGCAGUGUCUCUUUGUCUGUUCGUCUCUACCCACUCCUGUGAGUGCAAUUAAGUUUAAAUGCCUCCAAUGAUUGUCAUUACAGUGUACAGGAGCUGUUUGGGUUCCUCCUGUCGCCAUAAUUCAGGUCUGCGAUGUCAUAAUGCCUAAACAGAGAUAUGUUUGAGGAUUGAGUGUUUAUUGCACUUUUCUCCUGAGCAUUUAUUCUCGACCCCUGAUUAGCGGGUUCGUAGAGGGCCUGGAAAACCUGAUUACAUCAUAGCACCUGUUGCUACAUGGACGUGUUUGUUUCCCCAGUGGAAACACUUGGCUGACUCUAGUGUUGGAGUAUCCUGCGCAGACUUUGAGCAGUAUAGAGUAAAUACAGCAGCUUGGGUCCCUAAAGCCUUAAAACUUAAUGUGUAUGAAACGUGAGAAAUGUUUUCACAUCAAAUUUUGUUCCAAGUUAUCCAGCUGUUGCCAUAGAAACAGCUUUCCCACCGGUCCUAAGUGUAUUCAGACAGGUCUCCAGGGGUUGAUGUCAUCAUCGCUUCCAGGCGUGGAGCCUCUCCCUCAACCGUGGUUGUUUCUAAAGGUGAUGAGUGAACGCUCCCACAUUAAAGGGAGUUUUCAGCUGCAUCCAGCUGUUCAGCUGAUAACAUGAUGAGUGUGCAGCUUGUGUGUCAGAUGAACAACACUGCUCCUGCUGUGCCACACAGUAUUGUACUGCUACAGUGUUCGAAAGAAAAACCAGACAAACCUGGUUUAUAGGCAUGUUUGAUGUUGUUACAUUUAGAAGCAGAAAACUAUGUGUUUUGCAUGUUUGGGAGCAGGUGUGGUUAACCAGGGCUGCUCUUUAUACUCGGCUAUUUUAUUUCACCCUUCCACCACAAUAAUAAAGGCUGUUCCCAUCAAAAGAAACCAUUUCUUUUCUGCUAAAUUUCUCCCAGGGCAGGGCACUCCCCCCUCCUCUGAAAUAAAGACGGCUAAGGCAGAAAACUGAUGAGCGCAGAAAAGAGAACCACAAGAGGAGGAAACCAAACCACCUCUUAGUGGAGAAGUCCUACAAACAACUCCUGCAGACCCAGACAGAGUGGACCCAGUGCUCCCCUUCAGCCCCGAUUCUGUUUGUCCACCUGGUUGAUUUUGGCGAGGUUUAAACCAAGACUAGUCUCCUGGUCUCCUCCUCCCAAUCAAGUGUGCUUUAGCUUGACGUUCACAGUCUUUGCUGUUCAGCAGAGCACAUCUGGAAUGAGGCAAGGCUGAGUGAGCAAAGGCAAGGCUUCAUCUGGGUUUGGAACUCAGCUCUGACUGCAGGAUGCAAGUUUUACUUUUCGUGAUUAUUCAAAACGGAAACUAGAAACUCUUGCAUGUGAUUCGGACACCCAGCCAGCACAUUUUGCAAUGCAGCUUUUCCACUUAACCAAACAUGCUUGAACAUCAUGUACAAAGCAAUACAUGUUCCCUGUACUCACAAAUGGAUGGAUACUCAUAUAAAUGUAUUUGGGUAAACACUUGCUUGGAGCAGUUUCAAACUAAACACAAAGAGAGAUUGUUGUACACUGUCAUCAUUAAAGACUCGACACAGCAUGCUGUGUGUCUACUGUUUCAGUCACUUUAUCUCUGGGGUAGAUCGAGCCCGUAAAAGGCUCGCUGUAUCAAGUGUUGACAUCAAAGUGUUAAUUAUCUACUCUUUUUCAACCCCUAAAGUGGGACGAGCUUUUGAUUUUUUUCCCCAGACGAGUGUGGGUGAUGCUGCAACCUUUGUCUGAUGCCCCAUGGAUCAAAGGGAAAUUGUCUAUAGUUGCACAACACAGUAGCUUUUCAGAUGAAGUAAUUACACCCCCGCGUUGAACUCACGUACCAUAACAGGGAGGUCAACUGAUCAAGGAGAGUGUGUGACCAUUUUUUUUUUUUUUUUGCGUCUGUUUUCAUCUCAGAUUCCCUCUCUUUCAACUUUAGCUGAUAAACUUGUGGUAGAUAACAGAAGCUUCAUGUGGUCUAACUGUUAAAGGGUUGAGAUUUAAUCACAGCUCUUUGUAGCUGAGAAGGCAUGUUGUUGGUUUUGUUUGUCUCUCUCUCUUAACUUUUUCUUUUUAUUUUGUUUUGCAGAUGCAAAUCCUUGACAAGUUCCCGAUUGAAGGAGGACAAAAAGACCCCAAGAAAAGGAUUAUCCCCUUUCUGCCAGGUGAUUAACAGAAUGUAUUAUAGCUGAUAUAUUUGUCACAUCAUCUCUGGAUUGACAGUGCCUUGAAAGAUAUUCACAUUAGGGGUGCACUGAUCACAAUUUUCUGGCCGAUCACCGAUCUUUGAAAAAGCUUGACCUGCCGAUACAACGUACACCUUCUAUGCUCCAAUCUUUUUUUAAUGAAAAACUUUGAACAAUACUUGUGAAACAAUACAAACUUUUUGUGUUUGUUCUAGCUGCACAUGAGGUAGUUCUCUCAAACUACUAAAUUAUAUCAGUUCCUUUCGUCUUUUAUUUUCAACAUUUUCAACAUGCUAAACAGAUCACACUGCAGGCCUGUUUUGAGCCUCUUACCAAAAUAAAGUGCACAGCAGUAUUUUGCUUUUACAAACAAAGGAUCACCAAUCCCCCAAAAUUGAGGAAAUCAGCGCUGAUCGAUCAUGUUUAAUUCACAUCCUUGCAAUUGUGUCCUCACUUCAGAGUAAUUGAAAAUACCAUUAGUUAGGAAGGCCUCAAAGUCAAAUUCAGUCCACAGCAUAUCAAAAGUAGUGGUCCGAUUCUGAGAGAGUAGGUUAGCAGAUGACCCAGUUUUUUCUCCCACCACCCCAGCUUCCUUUUUUAUGCUGUGCCAUAUUUACCGGCCUGCUCUGGUCUGUUUCCUGGGGGUCUUUGCUGCUGCUCUGCCUGCCUUGGAUUUUCAUGUAUGCACAAACAGAAAGGAGGUGUGCUCUCACUGCCUCAGAUUUUGGCACUCCACACACAAAUCUGUAAAGACAGGGAGCUCUCAGAACCAAAUAUAACCUGGUCCUGCUGCAUGAAAAUGUCUCUCAAAAGUGGUCCUGAAUAAAUUACAACUUAAUUUGAUCUCUUCAAUUGCUAGACUUAAAAAUAAACACAAACAGAGAACUCCUACCGCUACAGCUGAAACAAUUUACAGACAAAAUACUGACAUCUUGUCUGCCUUGACCAACAUUACACACUUGCUUGUUUUGUUCACAUGACAGUUCAUCUGAUAGCAGUGAGUUUUGAGGAGUCAUACCAAAUGACAUGUUUAAGGCACAUACUGAUACUCCUAUUAGUAUCAGGAAAACUUGAGCUACAAACAAGAAUUCAAAAGUAGUUUUUGGGGUUUGACUAAUAAACAAGCACAGUCCAAAAAGCAGAGAUCAGCUGCGUGCACAAGUAAUCCUGCAGGAAAUUGUUUGCACAUGAUCUUGGUUAUGGUUUUUCCGGCAUUGCGCUCAAAGGUUUUCAUAUUUUAAAAUGUCAGAUGUUUACAUACCUUGUCAUACCCUCACCAGCCACAUCAAAAUAAUGGACUAUUUUGUGUUGGUGUAUUAUAUGACCAUCCAGAAUAAUCCAAGGAUACUGUUUUCAAUAACCAUAUACACGCAAGCUAAAGAGAGGCCCCCAGACAUUUUCCUGCACGGCCAAUGUUUGUAUUCUUCAAGAUACUCCAUAGUAUGGCCUACCACACUGCAUCGUUUGAUUAACUGCCAUACUCCUCCCAGGCUGAAUCAAUUUGUGGUCUGCCAUGGCGGUAGGAGGCCAGCAGAGAGGGAUUUUUCUAAUCUGAUAAAGUCAUUGUGGGUAGAAGCAGAAGAGAGCAGUGAAGAGAUUCUUUGUAAGAUGGUCUGAACCGCUCAAGUCUGACCGUUGUCGUUUUGAUCUUCCUUUAAACUCAACAUGCGUAGAGUUAACUGUAUUUCCUUACACACAGCAAACAGCAGGCCGGAUUUUACUGUUCAGUGAGUCUUAGGCUGUUUGACACUGAGAUUAGCAGUCAAUCUCCUUAAAGUUUGAAAGUGGGCUUUAAAAGGGGGAAAGUGGCUCUUUAAAGCUGCUCUUAAUAAUUAAUAGAGUUAAAAAGGCUUUUGAGUACUGCUGUUUUUAGAAUCUGCGUCUGUUUUAUUAAUGCAUUUUAAACAUUUUUCUUGAGUACUCCAUGCUAAAUUAAGGGUAACACAAGUUCACUCCACAGUUUUGCUUCACACUGAUAACAUAUGAAUUGAUUAUUUGGUGAAUAGCACAGCGUGUAUCCUGAGAAACUAAACUAAAUACAUGUCUUGUUAUGAAAAGGGCUGAUUUGUGAAUACAGUGGAAAGGUACACACUGUAAAAAAGGCAAUAUUUAUCCCAUCUAUAAUGAGUUAUUUGACCAUUUUUAACUAGCUCUAUAAAAAUGUCUAAUGCUGUUAUUUUAGCACACUGAGUGAACUACUCAUCACUAGGGAGAAAAAAUCGAUACAGCAUAGUAUCGCAAUGUUUUGUCUGGUGAGAUAUCGUAUUGCCUCAUUUACCAAGUAUUAAUUUUUCAAUGUAAUUGCUAAUAUGAAGUCAAAUCUAUGAUAAUAGAAAAAUAAAUUUAGUUGUUUAUCGAGUGAGGUUGGCAGAGGUGAUUUCAUAGAGCAGGAGAAAGUUAGUACAACAAAUAUAGUUAAUUAGCUAAACAGUUGGAAAAAUUAUAUAAAUUGCGAUAUAUUGUAUCGCAAUACUCACUGUAUUGCAAAAUGUUAAAAAUCACAAUAAUCUCGUAUCGUGGCCCAAGUAUUGUGAUAAUAUUGUAUCGUUGGGCCACUGGUGAUUCCCAUUUAACAAAUAUUUGUUAAAGUCUCAAUGUGCUCAGCUAUAUUUGUUAUUUAUAGUAGAUUUAAAUUGAUGUUUUUUGGAGAUGUGUAAAUCUAACUGAGCUCUGUUUCCCUUUAGGUAAAGUCUUGUUUCGCCGAAGUCACAUCAGAGAUGUUGCUGUAAGGAGGCUGAAGCACCUGGAUAAUUACUGCAAAGUAAGACAAAAGCAGCUCAGUUAAAGUGUCUCCCUAUUAUAUUUUAUUCACAACAUCUGCUGUUGCUCGAUUACACAAUAUGACCCAUCAGGACUUCUCAUUUCCAGCUCAUGUGUUGGGUGAAACAGCAUUCAAUCCUCGUCCGUGCUCUCUACUCACUGAACAUUUGCCACAGUGUUUCCAUGGCAGGCUUGGCCAUUUAUCUCCCCCCACCAGCCUCAACAGGAAGGCAACAGCUCUAUCUGCCUUGGUCAUUUCCCGUCACCAAUGUAAAUAGGCAGCUUAUAAAGGAAGUGGGGGAAACGGGUGCACCCAUGGGUAAAGCUGGAGUGAAGGAAUACGAAUGAAUCAGCAGAGUUGAAGUGUAGUAGUGAGUGCAGCUGGCUACCUGACCCUCUUACAUUCAUUAGGUCAGUGACGGGAAUGUAGGGCAGGUGCGUUGCCAAGUGUGGCAGCAGUUUUUCAUUUAGAGGAACAACAGGAGAUUUUCUGAGAAAGCAAGGAGCUUAAAGAGGACGGUAGUAGACUCUUUUUUUUAAUAACCCUCUUAUUAGGAUGACUUUUCUGAUUCAAGUGGUUGAAUCAUCUCAUUUUGAAAGUCUGUACUGCUGAGACAGGCGGAGACUCUACUACAUCACCUUUGCGUGUUUCCUUUUGUUUUAACCCUCACUGCGGACUCACAGGCUUCCUUCCCCUCCACACCCUCCACACCCUUUGCCUGGUCUUCUCAUCCUACUGACUGUGCAGUGACUAAGAGUUACAACUCGGUUACUCAUUGCCAUUUAAACCAAACUACAAGCAAGCUCUAAGGUAUAAUUUUAUUGCAGCACAACAUGAACACUUACUUGUCCCUCCCUUUUCUUUUCUUUUCUUUUCCACAGGCUCUGAUGAAGCUUCCCUCCCACAUUUCCCAAAGUGAAGAGGUCCUGCAGUUCUUUGAGACUAAGUUAGAGGACCUCAACCCUCCCUCAGAGUGAGUAACUAUCCCUGCAUUACAAAUCUGACCCAUCAUUUUGCAUUAGCGUCACCUCUGUCUUCAGAACAAACCCUCCCAGCAGGCUGUAAACAGAGGCUGCCGCAGUCGACUGUUUGUGUGGUUCUGCGGCUGGGAUGGAUGCCUUUCACCCGCACUGACCCGCCUUGAUCCAGAGGCUUUGCUGCGUCUCAUAGAUGAUUGAUGGAUGCGGGUUGAGAGCCACCAUGUUUUAUUAAUAAUGAUUUCUGGGAGGUGACACCUGAUCCCCAAAACAAAUGAGAAAGGAUCAGCGGUGUCAUGACUGCGCGGUUGAGUUCAAGUCUCAGAGCAGAUAAAGCUCAGAGCCCGGUGAUUUGUCAUACUCAGUUCAAAGCCAGAGUGGGAGUAAUCACAGACUCACUGCUGAAAUACUUUUUGUUUAGAGCCAAUCUGUCUUGAAGAUUAAUCUCCAAUAUGUGAUUGUAUUUCUCACAGACAGUGAUGCGAAUUGAACCUUAAAAAAAAGACCCUAGUGGGGAUUAAAAUCUUGAAUUGUCUCCCAGCUACUAACUUCUCUGACCCCUUCUGCCCAUACAUGUUAAUCCCACUUCAAAGUAAAAUCCUCCUCCAGUUUCUGACACAGGCAAGAGCAGCUUUAACUGAGAUGUGGAGGUCUAAAAGCCACCCAGGUGUUCGGUCUCUCCUGGAGAAUUUCAACCAGCUCAAAAUGACUUUUCAUGUCAUCUUUUUGUCUCACAAGUUUUCAGAGUCUGGGAAAACUGGGAUUUGAAAAUGUUCAGAGACAAUGAUGUUUUUUUUUUAUAUAAGGGCUAUGAAUAAAUCCUGGUGACAGCUCUAAAACCCUUGGUGGUGCUUUAUAAAGUGUGGUUGGCACUAAUUUUACACUAAGUGCUAUAGCAUGGGUUUGAAUGUAGGAUGGGCGCCAGUAAAUAAGAAUUAUUGUGACCUGUCUUGGCGUUCUUUCAUAAUAAUAGGGAGGAUAAAACAGCAGUUUUUUGUUUCUGCUGGAUGCUAUAGAGAUUUCCACAGAUUUAAGGCAAAUGGUAAAUGGUAAAUGAGCAAAACAGAAGUCUUUCUUGUAGUGACAGAGUCUUUGUUGUCCCUGGUGCCUAAACUGCAUGGACAUGUGCUGUAAAAGGCAGUUCAGCUCAAACUAAUUAAUUAAAACUGUUUCUAUAAAGAUAAUUAUUAUGAAAACAGUCACACUGGGAACAUUUUCUCCAUUAUGAAAGAAGAUUUAAUGCUGUUUAACUUGUGUUUCUGCCAGUAAUCAGUCAUUGAAAGCUUUAACAGUAUGCCAGGAAAGUGUAUGUUCAGCUCUCAUCUGCUACCGCCAUCUGAUGGACAUGAGCUGUCACUGCACGGGUUAGAAAUUAAAAAAGAAAAAGUAAUGGAUGUGACAUCACUUCAUCACAAGGGGGAGACAUACAAAAGGCUGAAAGAUGAUACCACUGUGAGACAGAGGUUUGAGGGAGAAGAUGCCUCUCUUUGGGUUUGUGAUGUAAAAAAAAAAAAAGUGGGGUUAAAUCAUGAGCACGAUGAGCAAAAACACACUUUUUAUGUGAUCAGACAAGAGAGUCACUAAAUAUUCAUUGGUUACCUGAUUGUUCGACCUGAUUUUGAAAGGCUUAUAAAAAAUUCUGCUGAUAAUGUGAAGAGUUUUAAUUUUUAAACCAAAUAUUUCACCAUACAUAGGAACGUUUGGAGAAAACUUAGAGACAAAUUAAGAGAAAGUAGACAUUUUAAUACUUUGACAAAAAGGAAACAUGUUUUUCAUAAACUCAUAUCUUGAGGUUCUCAUCAGCACCUAAAAUGACUGUUUAUGAAAGAGUGCACUCUGAGAAUAUUUAAUUAUACAGUUAAGACGUCCAUUAUGAUAAUGAAUGCCACUGGCUAGGUUUAAAAUUAAAAUAUCAAGUUUUAGUCAUCAAUCAUGACUUCAUCGCUGCAGCUUUAGUUUGAUAGUUAUGCAGAUCUAAAACUGAGUUUUAGUGUUGUUGUUACACGAUGAGGUGAUUGAUAUUCCAGUUAGCUUUAAGGCAUUUUACUAACACGUGAUUUUACUGCCGUGUCUGCGAUGUUGCUUCUGUCUGCACCUUUCUGAAGAGGUCGGCUAAUAAGUUUUACUGUAUUAAUCCCUGUGGGGGAUGUAUAUCGUCUGCAUUAACACAACCCAGCUAUUAGAGAAGUGUGUGUCAUAGAUUAGUGUCUGGAGUCUGUCUGCAGCUCUGAGGCCAGGAGACCCGGUCAGAGGUAGUUGCUCAAUAAUGAAUAAUUCCAGUAAACAUGUGCAUUUAAUAGUCCUCUCAGUUUUUUUAUGAGGUCGGGUUGAUCUUAAUGUUCCCUUUUUUUGUGUAUAUCCUCUCAACUCCAGGAGACUAAAACUUGGAUUUCUAAGGUGUAAUCCAGGGAGUCUUGAGUUUUUGGGACACAUCAGGGAGUGUAACUGAUAAAGCUGAACACACAUUAAUCAAAUAUUUAGGCCUCAAGCCAAAGGAGAAAGUUUAGAUCUUCAGGCAGCUGGGAUUGAUCAUAUUUAUCAAAUUCAAUUAAAAUCACUGAACUGUACAAAGUAAUGGUUAAUCACCAAUUUUAUCUUGUCAGUGUCAUUUGCUCAUCUGGAUAUUAGUGCAUAUUAUCAGCUGUUUAUUACACACUGCUAAAGUUGGUGUGUGAAGCUUAGAGCUCCCGUGAGGAACUCUUGGUCUGCGUCAGUUUUGGUCCCCUGUGGAUAAAGCGAUAUUUGCUUAUCUUGUCCUCCACAUUCUUGAGUUGUAAAAAUCUCUUGUUUAAAUGUCACUGACUUUCGACAAACUAUAAUUUAUUGUGAAUAUUUCAUGUGGAAAUUGUCCAGACAGAGCUAUUUCUUCAGUCCCUCCUGACACCUCCAUCUUGGUACUGCUUUGAAGCAUUUUGGGGUUAACCCUAACUACCGCCAAUUUAGUCACUGAUGGUCUUAUUUGCUUUUGGAUACCAUAAAAAUACGAGCUUUAGGUUCUCCUAUAGAUAGGGGAAGAUUUUUCAUGAAUCAUUGAUGUUAGUAGUAGGUUUCUAGUCUCUUUCUUUAGUUUCUCAUAUCUUAAACUCCAGAUUCAGCCAGAUUAAGAGAGUUAGAUUAUGGUGUGAUUUCUCAUGGGUUUUUUUCUCAUGGAAACAUUUAUGUCACAUGUCACAUGAAAACAAGUCUACCUCUGAUGAGGCCCUUAAAGUCCACCCUUCCCAAUGACUCGAACCUCACAUGGCCCUGAUGAAGGUUUUCCCUUUCGUAAGAGGUGUAUUUUCUGGAACCAAAGGAUUUGAAAAAGAGUCUAAAAGAGGUCUAAUAGAUGUCAAAAUGUGUCCUAGCCGACUGGUCUAAAAUCAGGCUACCACAGGUCUAAAAAUGAAAGUUUAGACCAAGUCUAAAUCUGGGCUAUAUCUAUACUACACUGUAUGUUGCUCAAGGGCUAUCAUAAUUAUUUUGGUUGAGUACUUGGAGAUCAGUUAUGCAACUCACAGUUGCUUUCUGAAACAUAUAGUCGAAUAAUGGGUUAAAGUGCAAUGUCUCAAUUCCAUCUAAAAAUAUAUAGAAUCUAGAUGGUUGAAAUUAGGUCUAAAAAAAACAAACUAGAUGUCUUAUAGCCAUCUGUUGCUCAGUGGGGUGUGUGUAGCUUAAAGUCCCUGCGAGAAACUCUUGAUUUUGACAACUUUGGUCCCCCUGCUGGUGAAAAAUCAGAAUCGGUCGACCUCUAAACAUGACUGGAUUUACAAAAAAAGUGAUGUUGCAUUGAGAACCCAUGCAGCUUAAAACAGAGAAGAAGAAAAAAAAUACAUGAUUUAUGAAUUUAGAGAUCCUAAUUUCAUUUUACUCCGUUCAGUUGGUGAAAGACUUGUUCUGCUGCCUGUGGAAAAAUCAUGUCGAAGAUUUAUGACAUUAUUUCCUCACUUAAUGAAGGGACAGGGCGUUUGAUCAUGUACUGUUCCCUCUAAAAGACAUCAAUCAUUAAAUUAAAACUUAAAAAUGUAAAUUAAAUAUUCAAGGUUGUUGAAUAGAACUGUGUAGCUCUUAUAAAGAUGCAGAGGCUGUUUCUUUUAAAACUGCUAGAAGCAAUUUGAUCUGUGACAACAUUAUAAAGAACAUCAUUACGAAGAAAAGUCUCAGUUUUAAGGUGACAUUAGAAAACGUGAUUCGAAUAGAGUCUAUUAUCAAAAAGUACUUCUGAGGAUAUGCAAACAUUAUAAUGCCUGCCAUCAUAGGUGUGUAGACGGACACAUAAAUUAAAUAAUGACUUUGGAGGACAUCCAGAUUUCUCUCCUUGGAGAUGUAGUCUCAGUCAUAAUCUUAAAACUUAAACACUUUACCUUGUGGGAGCUCACUUUCUGUCACAUAAUGGCGGGUGAUAAAAAAAAAAAACAUCUGGAAUGUGUAGAUACUACAUUUUAAUACAACUACACAAUUAUGCAUAUUAUUUAUAUGAGAGAUAGUAAAAUUGUUUUAGAGGCUUUUCUUUCCAGCCUUCCAGCUUAAUUUUCCAUCAGUGUUUGGCCACAGGGGAGGUUAUAAGUGUUGUUUUGUGAUCAAGCUAACAAUCUUUCACCCUGACAUCAUUGUGUAAUCAUGACCAAACUUUGCUGGAAGUGCCUGCAUGCUGGAGCUGAGUGUGUUUUUUCUUUGUGAGGGUUUGAGUAAGCAUUAUUUUCAUUUCAUAUGGAUUUAAAACAAAAACGGCUACUGCUUUUCUUUCUGCAUACUAACCGGCCUUAUGCUCUAUUAAAAUGAUUUCCUGUUCGUUGACGUGGACCUCCUGACCCCCCUGAGCUGGAGGUUCCUCCUGCAGAGGUUAAUCUCAGGUCAGACGGGAGUGUCUGCGCAGUGUAUACUUGCAGCAGGGCAGACACUUCAGUCCUUCGGCCUGGCUGAGAAAUGUGAGCGAAGGACUGAUGUCUCACACAUUCCAUCUCUAAUAGGCCCACCUACAAAGAGUGAGCUGCAGCUAUGUGCAAACAGAUGGUUAUUCUCACAGGCUCAGAGCUUUUAUGAUGUGUUCAGCCCAUGCAGUUUGUGCUAGCUCCAUAUUUUGUAUAUGCAUCUCUUUGGGAAUUAGAACCCAAACUGCGUGAAUUGUGAAGAUUAACCUCUAAUUUGUGUAAUUAAUUUUAAAUUUACUCCCAAAACUGCAGGUGGAACGCAUUCAGUUGUGUUCAAUGUCAUUACCUCCACCUAAUCUGUAAGAUUUUUGGAGGACAUGGCCGGAGUUUUGUGCUCAGGCUCCUCCAGGGAAGAGUUUAUUCCAGCUCUGUGCUCUGGGUCACAAGCGAGCAGGGCAGGUCAAGCAUCUACUUCAUCCCCGUCAUUUCUCUCCAACUCUCCACAGUGCUUUUCUCACGUUGAUACCUCCACCCUAACAGAAUGUGACAAAAUAAAUGUUCCACAAACUACUUGGAGAAAUUCUCACAUGCAUCUUUGAUUUCCCCUCACCCUGACUCGAUGUGAACAGAGUUAAAAACCAUUAGCAUACACAAACUGUGGUUUAAUGGCAAGUUUAUGCUACAUUACCUAAAGAACUCAGCCUGCUCGCUUUUGCAUCCCAAGAAUCUGUGAACUGUUCACACAGCAUAUGAUAUGUUUUGACUCUUCAAAUCUAAAACUCACAUAUUUGGUUUUCUCUCAUAAAGUUGUGAAUUUAAAGUUGAUACUUUAUUCACCGUCUGCUCAGCCUUCAUUAUUUUUUUAAUCAGCUACAACACUGUUUGUGUUGGAUUGCCACAAAUGUUUAACAUUAUUGUGUUUUCUCCUCCUCGUUUCAUAUAUGAAAGUUAUGAAAUUCAUAUUGGGCUUCAAAUUGUUUUCCCACAGUGAGAGCAUUGCUUCAAGAUCCAAUAUAAAUGUUGUUUUUACGUUCUUACAGUCCAAUCUAAAAGUGCAAUUACAGUUGAAUUUAUUGUUUUAUUUCAACAUUAAGUAUAUCAUUUUGGCUUUUAAUUAAGCUGAACUAAGCUGAACUAAGCUUUAAGUUAGGACAUCUGUGAUUGGAAAUGUCUCAUAGCUCGUUUUUUGGUCAAGCAUCUGGAAACAGAGGAGAUCUUGUGCCAAAAGUGACUUUAUCCUAAGUAACAAAGGAAUACAGUUAUUGUUAAAAAAUGUUUUGAUUAAGCAAGAAUUGUUGCAGUUUGAACUGAGUUAUAAUGUCUGCCAGACACUGAGUAAUCUUGAUUUUAUACUGUCAAUGUCAUUAUACAUUUUUAUUGUUGUUUUAAAGUACAUCUAAAUGCGAAACAUCUUCUCUUUUGCUGUAGUGCACAUAAAUCCACUUCAGAAAUGGCACAACAUUUGAAUUUCAUGUCAUAAUUACUUAAAGAGUGAAAGUCAACGAAGAGGGUGUAAGCUGGCAAAUGUUGGACAAGGUUUAUCCAAACAUCUACUCAUAUCCAUAACUGGCUCCAGUCCUGCUGCUGGCCUCUCUGGAGAGCCAGGUGUCUGUUCACAUCUGUGUCAAACUCUCUCUCUCUCUCUCUCUCUCUCUCUCUCUCUCUCUCUCUCUCUCUCUCUCUCUUUCUCUCUCUCUCUCUCUCAGUUCUCUAGAUGACGACAUACAGUCAGCAUACACUCCCUGAAACGUGCAGCAUUAUAAAAAACACAAAACCACAUGCAGUGACAGGAAACAAAAUGUUACUGUUUUAAAGUGUUACUGCAUCGCUAUUAUGCAGAGAGACUGUAUCCAAAUAUAUUAAGUAAUUUUCUGCUAUAGUCCUCUGUCUUCACAGUGAGGUGAAUUAUUGUCACUUUACACUACUGUCAAUUAAUUUAGCAGAAAGUGAACAUAACAAAUCAGUAUGAUAUUGCUACUUUUUAUCAAUCAACCUCUGAAAAAACACAAAUAAGUGAAGCUAGAAAGGUACCACAGUAGGGGGCGAUAUCACUGUGUAACCCAUGAAACCAUACAUAAUACACUGGACAUGAUAGCAAUAAAGCCAAGAUAGUUCACUUUCAUAUUUUUUGAGUUUAAAUAACAUACAUUUGGUGCUGUAUGGUACAACAACUGUAGUGCACAAAUCAGGGCUGUUAUAUACUGUUUUUUACUUCAAGUCAUAGUUAAAGUAGUCCAAAAUAUCGGUGACAAAUGGUUAGCUCCUGCUUUAUAACAGCGAAAGUUAGCAUUCAAAAGUCUUGCUUACAUAAGCAUUUGCUUCCACUGCUUGAAGUUCAGACCCAAAACAUCUCCAACACCAAAAUCUCCUCUGACAUAUUCUGAUGAGAAUUUGGUAUAUUGAGCUUAUUUGGUACCUUAUAUGUCGAUAAAGUCAUUGUUGUACCUUGAAUUGUGGCACAUGUCCCUCUUGAUUUUCAGUCGGUCAGAUUCCUUUAGUUUAUAGGAUUUGCAAAUCUGGAACACAGCAUUGUACAUCAUUAUAACGGGUUAGCUUCCCCCCUUGAGUAAAGGAAAACAGCUGACAUAUGAAUACAGAGAAUUAUGUGAAGCAUCAUCAGUCAUGUACCCGCGUUACAUCAAAUGAAACAUGACCUUGGAAAUUGAACUGACAACAUUUUAAUAAACAAAUUAAAAUGUAUUUAUUCUGAGUUCACUGAACUAUUGGGUGUUUGUUUCUUUAAUUUCUGUCAUAUUAAAAUAACAGCUUAAUAUUUCAUCUGGAUGAAUAGAUCCAACAAAUAGAUUCACUAAUAUGCAAAUGAUCCACCCUCAACAGAAACAGGAAGCUCGCAGACAAACUCUACAGUAAAUUUAAACCCAUUCAGUGGCACAUAGCUGUUCGCUGACAAUGGUGAGCGGGAUCAUUGAUAGUAAAGCUUAUCCUUUUAGUGUUUUGUUACAGUCCAGACUUUAGAACAGACAUGCUUUUACAUCUUAACAUGAAUGGGACUCAUGAAGGGGGGACGAUACUGUUGUCGAGUAAAUCAGUGCUUGUUCUGUGAAACUGAGGCAGCUGUGGGACUCUAAUGUUCAAACAUCUGAGCACAUUCAAACACACUUGGAGUAUUUUUGCUCACAGAUCUGGUGAUUUGUUUCAUUAAUGUCCUUGACACACUUCCUUAUCCGUUUGUUGUAUCCCACCCUGUCCCCCCUACCCACUAUCCCCUCCCUCCCUGUGGUAGUGGGUCAAGUUCAGGGUACAUUCUCAGCGUGGGUUUGGCUGGUACUCAUGUGCCAACUUUAUUUUGGAUUGGUCCCGUAGUGAUUUGAGACUUUGACUACUAUCUGGAUUGAUCAAAUGGCAUUAAAGCUCUGACCUCUCCUAGAAACACACUCAUACUCACCAUGAUUUUCUGGUGUUGCUUCUUUUCCAGAGACUGCGGCGGAUCUGGCAAACGCAAGUCAGGUAAGAAUCAGCAACCUUUUCACCUUUUUGUAAAAAAUCUGUUGAGUCUUUGUUUUUAGAAUUAAUCUAAAAUAUCACAGUCUUGACAUCGAGGUGUUUUCACUUUGAAGUUUUAAUGAUUUUACUGUCUGAGGCUUGUUCAAAAAGUUGUUGUUUGAAGCCUUUUGUAGUCGCAUAAUGCCACAGCAACUAUUUUGACUUGCUUAUCAUUUUUCAAGCAUAAGUUAUCAAGAAAAUUACAGUUUCAGGCUGUUGAAAGGAAUAGAUUUUCCCUUCGUCUUUGUUUUACAACAUUUUACAAUCAAUAUCUUUUUAUUUUGGACUGUUGUUUAACGAAAAAACAAUUUGGCAGUGUUCCCUCAAGAGCUGAGGAAUACAGAGUGACUACUUUCAUAAAACCUGGCACAGGAUGAAAAAGAUAAUGUAUUUAAUUCCUCAUUAUUCGUCAAAACUCAUCAAUUUUGAGUAAAAAAUAAGUUACGCUACAUUGCUGUAGUGUUUUUCUGGAGAAUGGCUUCUUAAUACACUUAUCCUGACCUGUCAUGUGUACACUACAUUAAAAUUGCUCUGAACCGGAGCUGUCAGGACCGCAUGUUUGUACCUCUGUGUUCUGUACUUCCUCUGCCAGGUUUGGAUGUCGAAUUUAUAUUCAUGUAUGUGAGAGAGUGCACAGAAGACAGGAAGACUGAGUGACUCAGCUGAGCAUGGGGGAUACAGGCGUAGGAGGCAGCAGGAAAAGUAUGAGAGGAGUUCAGCGAACAGCUGUGCGAGUGUUGUGUAUUUGUGUGUGCGUGCAAUCUCAGAAUACCCACAUGCAUUACUAAAUGACACCUCAGUGCUGCAAUCAGAUGCAAAGCUGCUUUGGCCAUCCUUCCUGCAAUCUGCCACAGUUAUGUAUGACAUCGCUGGGCAAUAAAUGACCCAUAAGUUAAUUUUCUGUGGGCGAUCAACUCAGAGGAAAAGCUGUGCCGGAGUUGCCACAAAACGAAAUAAGACCCCUACCUAAUUUCAUUAUGCGCUCCAUGGUAUUGGGAGUUUACGUAACAAGGAAUUCCAGAUACAUAGCGAAAUGGAAAAGUGUUCCUUUUUCAGCUGUGAAUCUGUGUCUAGUAGCUUAAAUUCAGUCUGUGUAAGAUAUUAGAUUGAGGUCCAGCUAUAUUCAUAUCCACUGCCUGGAAAGUUUGUCAUAUAUGCCUGCUGCUUUUAUGCACACGUAUAGAGUCUGCAACCUGGAUGACUUAAAUAUUCAAUCAGACAUAUAGUCGUCAAAAUGUCUUUAUAAGUCUGUGCUUUCAAUGUGUCAUUUAAAGGGAUGAAGUCCACCAAUGCAAACAAUUAUCACACUAUUUAUGUUCAAUGCUUAUGAUGAUCUACGGUACGCUUUACAGUCAGCACAGAGCACAAACUGUACAAGCCCUCAUACUUGAUCUGUAAACCUUCCCUACGGUCCCCACGCUGGACAUUAGUGGUUAGGGCUGCUGAAAGAUUGAUCUUUCUCUUUCAGAGAGCCGGACAGCAGAUAAAGUGUUGUGGGAAUUUGUGCUGUAGCUGCAGCUUAUGGUUUCCAUAAUUACAUGGUACAAGUCUCUCCCAUAAGGGUACACUGAGCCCCUGCCCUAAGGAGAAUGUAGCCCUGCACCGCAAAACUGCUAACUGUGGUUAGAGGUAAUAAUGAGGAGCUCCGCUUACCUGGCAGGCAGGAGACAUCAGAUUACCUAUCAGUUCUGGUUUCAUCUUUAAUGAGGACAUGUCUCCUUUUUGUCUCAGUUUAACUUUGGUUCUUAGAGUUAUUUGUAAGAUAAAGGGAUGAAAGCCUGUGGAGGAAAGGUGAUUUUGUGUGGUUAAAUAUGUAGAGCUGCUUAUGUCAAGGCGAAGUAUAUGUGCAUAUUUGAAUACCUCAUACAGCCCUACUUUAAAAUACCUAAACUAUCUCUUUGAGGGUGGUGGCAUUUCGGCCUGUGUCUUUAUUAUCCCCCUUCAACUGUGGCUUCAACCUCAAAAGCCCAACAGUUUGAAGAUAAAGCAGCUUAAACCAAGGCCCAGUCUUCAUCAAGAUAAGGUUUAGACACAGACAUCUAAUAGAUUUGUCAGGACUGACUCCUGAUACUGGGCUCAUAAGCAUAAAUCACUGUCAGAUAACUUGGACCAAAUCCUCAGGAAACAUCUUUAUGACACGAUACUUCCAGGAUGAUGAAAUACAUAAUACUUUAUCCACACUCAGGAGAGAAAGACAAGCGAAACUGCUCGAUAGAUAAAGGAAAACAAUCUUAAAAUUCAAAUUAACUUAGAUUUUCCAAUAAGCUGUGCCUUACGUCGGGGGAUGUUCAUGAGAUUUAGAUCAUCAUCUAAGCAUUAGUGAUAAUCUGUAUUUAAAAAAGAAAGUGAGAUGAGACAGAUAGAAGUCUAGAAGAGGAGAAAAGAAACAAUCAGUGUAGUGCAUGUGAAAAGCAGCUGGAGAGGAGAGAUGGUUUACGUGGCAAGUGGAAACCAUUUCAGUGUUGUGCAUGGACUGAGGGAGUGUGUUUAUGUGUGCAGACUUGCUGUCUUUAUUUGAGCUGCGGGUCUCGGGGGGCCUGCAGGGUGUGUAUGUGUGCAUGAGGUUGUGUCUUAUGUGGGUGUUUCCGUGCCAUUUGAGGGUCUGUGUGAGCAUGCUUGUUUGGAGGAAAAGGGUUAAUGUGUUCGCAAGUAAGAGGGCGGGUGAGCUCAAGGGGUCCGUGUUUGUUUGUAUUUGUUGAUGGAUAAGAUUUUAAACUGGCAUAGGAAAUCAUUAAGGCAAAUGAGGACUUCCUAAUCACUUUAACAAGCGGACACUGUUUCAGCAGCGUCUUUUCAAUGAACAGCACCACUCCCCCCUCCUCCAGACCAGUGCACAAUGUCCCUUACAGAAGCUGCGAGUUUCAUUUUGUAGGUUGAAUCUAAAUGAAAAGAUCCAUUUGACCGGUAGAAGCUGUUCAAUUUCAUGGAUACUGCUUUUUAUUUUAGGGAUACACCUCGAACAUGAGCUGAGAAAUGUCAUUUUAUUUCCCCCAAGUUACCUCCGAGUCCUGUAGGAGAGAAGCUCUGCCCCCUCCUCCAGAUUAGUGCAGAUGCAGCACAGGCAGUUCUGUUUCUGAUAAGUGACCAUUUGUCAUGGUGGACUUCCACCCUGGAGGCAAAGCUUGAACUCUUGGCAAAAAACACAGUUUUGUAGCCAGGAAACAUUACGUAACUAUUCAAGUCAUAAAUGCUUGUUUGUAAUCUUGGAUGGUCUGCCUUUGAAAAUGGAUAAACGACGUUGUUGCUUGCAGUUUCUAUAUUCUGUGCAUAUGCAUUGAUAGGUGUUAAAGCUGUCGGGGUUUCUACUGGAAAACCUGAUGAAGUGAUGAAGUGGAGGACUGGUUUGAAGUCCCUCUUGCUUAAUUAGCACUCUGAUUCAGAGUUUUUGGAAACCUCUCAAUCAGCUACAUGCAGUGCAACAUAACUACUGAACUUUAAGGCACCCUGUGGAUUUACAAUGCAGAAAGGUUUUUACAAGAAGCUCCUUAUUUAAUGUGCAUGUGUGCAAAGUUGCUUAAGCACAUUCAAGCACAGCCCACGAUAAAACUCUCUGGAUUGUUUGUGCAUUUCUCUCAUUGACAGUUUGUGGCUGUAGCAACCAGGCCAGUAAAGCAGACGGAUCAAAAACAAACAUGCAUGUAAAAAAUUAGGGUUUCUUUAGAUCAUGACACUUACACUCCGGUCUUGACAUAUAAUACUAAGAGGAUUCGCAGAAAAGCAUCAGAAAGAUGCACAACAGUUUUUAACACCCUUGUGGAGUCCAUCUUAAGAGGAUUUUGAGGAAAGUUUCUCUAUUUGUUUGUGGUCUGCCCCUUCUCCCCCAGGGCCACAUACUGAUUCAAUGACAUGCACAUCUGUACAACAUUGAACAGCAGUCCUGUGUCCUUUUCUAAUCCAACUGAACAUCUGCUGCUGAUGAGCCAAACAAAGGCAUCUCACUCUGCCAAAUUUUACUCCUCUCAACCCAUUUCUUCUCCCAUUAAGUUACCCCGGGGUUGAAAAUAUGGCACUACAAGAUGUUCAGCCCUGUGCCAAAUAUGCUAUCAACAAAAAUGCUCAAUCAUGAAAAAUCCCUCACAAAGAAGAAUUCCUACGUUUGAACGGGUAGACACGGACUCCCUGGUUUCCUCCUCUUGGUGAUGAAUUAUUGCAGCAGUUCCUAACUGUCAUCAUCCUUGGAUGGAGCUGAUGAUGGGCGAGUGGGGCUGGGGGCGGGUGUUGGAUGGAGUUAGGACACUUGGGAGUACAAGGGUGGGAGCAGGAAGCUCAUGUAUAAAUCCGAGUGAGGAGAGAUAUAAACACAGAAAGUGGCUAAUAGGGCUAUCUGAGGGAAGCAAACGAUAAAAUACAGCUCUUUUCAAAACUGUAUGUACUUAAGAUCUAUACAGUGGUGUGACACAGACGUAAACCCACAUAUAUGCUGACACUACUGUGUUUACAGUUAUCAAGAACUAAAGUACCCCUACAUGAACGCCACCCACUGCAUUCCACAGUUUCAUUAAAUAAAGCAAAUCUAGGGUCAUGCAAUAUAUAUAUUUUUUUCUGUAGACUUAUAAAAAGAGGUAUUUUUACAACUUUUGUCCAUGUUAUGGAAUCUGAGCAACAUUUUAGGGCAAAGACAGCUUUUGAACCACUAUUUGAGUUGAAGAUGAGGUAGGCAGGAUCUGAGGAAGUGCAAGUUUUGGGGAGAUAUCUUGAAUGUAAACACUACCCCUCCCAACCAGUUUUCCCCUCAGCUCCUCCUCUCCCCUCCCUCUCUGCUCCAGCCCCGCCCACAAAAAGACACUCCUACUCGCUCGUAUUGUUUCAAUUAAAUUCAGAUACAAAUGGAGAUAAAAACUUCAGAUAAUUACUAAACGGGCCCAGUCAACAGGAAACACUUAGGUUACACUUUGCUGACUUUGUAAAAGUGGUUUACCUGUCCAACAGAAAGGUUACAGGUUCGGUAAGAUCCCGAAGCGUCCCCCAUCAUUGUUGACCCGGCUUUUUUAGCUCUUGUCCGGUCUACCUCCUUUUUAAGCGCCUGUUAUUCUGCUAGAGUCUCCGGUAUUUACCUCAGUUUCUUGCUUGUGUCGGCAGUCGUGGCUAAAGGAGGAUUCAGACAAUUGUCCGCACUUUCUGGUUGGUUUUUACUGUCCAAUGUUGUAGCACGCUAACUUUGUUUGGGCUCGUGAACGACACGGGGGAGCAGCGUCUGCACUAAGGAGCAGUGUCCUCCUCACAACCAAUCAGAUUGGGAAAGGUCAGAGAACGGCUUUGUUUACAGUCAGAAAGAGUGGAGCGCUCAAAAUAUUUAAAUUGUUAACUACACAGAAAUAAAAAACAGCGAUAUCGUUAUAUUACCAAAUGUCAUCAAUGACUAACAGCUAUUGACUGACAUUAAAAGCUUUUUUGUACAUAUACCACAAAAAAAAGGCUUCUGUAAUGGAUUCCUGCCCACACCAUCUUUAAGCAGUAACUGCUAGCUUAAAAUGUUCAAAUCCUAAACUUGCUUAAAACCAUUUCCUCAUGAGCUACCUCUUUACACAUUUCACCCUUUGCUCUUAGACACAUAUAAUACAAUUUCCCUUCUUGUUUACUUUUUUAAGCCAAUAAGCUUUGGGCAUUGUUUUAAGCCAUCACUAGCCAGCUAUCUGAGUGUUUGUGCCAGCCUGUCAGUAGUUUUCAGAUGCUUUCCUUUUACUGUCUCUGUUGUGGACAUGCUCUUAAACUUCUGUUAUUCAUAAACCACUUUAUGUAUUUCCAAAAUAGCAAAAUUGUUCUCAAACUUUAAUGUUAAUGAAGACCAUCCCUGCUAGCAAAUGGCACUAGUUUUGAAAUGACCCUUUUCCAGGUAGAGGCUGAUUAGAGUGUUUUAAUUAUCCUGCCCUGAUGCAUAUUAUUAAAGUCGUGUUUUGCACAAUGUCAUCUGUAAAGCUCAUUUUACUCUCUGCUCUCCGUACAGGAAGUUAAAUUGGAUUGGUCCUGUCCAGUCUGAGACUGUUUCACAUCGUAUUUUCUCACAUGUUCUUCUUGUUCUGGCUCUGUCUUCCCGCUGUUGCAAAACAUUUCAUUUCCUGAAUGAGGCUGAAAUAUUUGCUUUUGUUUUUCAGGGACUAUUGACUUUGCUGACAAAGUCUUUACUCACUCACCACAGGUCUGAGAUUUACUGUCCACUCACAGCAGUAGUUAAUGCUGACUUAUAGAAACCUCUGUUUACAUCAUUUGACAUAGUUGAUGGUUUUUAUGAAAUCAUGACUUUUAUGUCCUCCUGCCUUCAAAUUAUAUUGUUGACGAAUGUGUUGUGCAAAGUUGUGGCUGACGCACGUAUUCAUGCAAAAUUUGGCUUGCAACCGGUCAUUAAUCAAAAAAUGGGCAGGAUUUAUCUUUAAAUAAGAACACAGAAUAAAUCGUUGGAUCCAGCCAAGACAAUAAAGCAAGAGAAGGCUGAAAACUUGAUUUGAAGACUCCGUACUUUAUAGAAAACUUGUGAUAACUGACAAAUUUGAGGAAAAAUAGAAAUUGAAACAUGCUUAUCAUGAUAUUUACUCUGGAUUGGAGUGAAAUGAUUAAGCACCCAACAAAUAGCCUACAUAACUGAUACAGUGCUACAGUGCUGAUACAGUGCUAAGUGCUUUAAGUGCUUUCCCUUUCAUUACUAAUCACUCAUUAUCUACAAAAAACAUGUCAUGAGUCAUCUGUUGUUCCUCUUUAGCCAAUAUUGUGUAGUGAUCGUCUUUAAUUGAUGUACGACUUAAAACAAACCACGCGACCGCAAGUUUCCAAGAAUAGUGUCAAAACAAGUAUCACCGCUGUUACCAAAGCAAUAGCUGUCACAUAAGACUUUGAAGAACAAGACGGCAAUACCCAGAAUUGAAAUAGUCCGUUCUUUCCAGUCCUUAUGCACCCAGCUUUGCGGUCUGACAAAACAUCUUGCAGAAAUAACGUGAAGCUUCAUAAACCACAGCCCGACCGCAGUAAUCCAGUGUCACACUCUGGCAGUUUGAGCGUUUAAGAUGCUAAUGGUGCUGAGUUCAUCUUCGUAAGUUAUGAGCUCCUUGACAUUUCGAACGCAGCUCCAGAGUUGAAUGCAAAAGUAUGAUUCCAAUAGAGAAAUGUUAAUCUCCUUCAGUCUGAAGUGCUGUCGCCAGGUCAGCUCUUUGGAGAAACGACAGCUUAAUCCAAGUUGUCUCAGUCAUUUCUUAUCUAAGCUUCAAAACUUCCAACUAUAUUUGGCUGCUGAUUUUUUUCUUACUUUCCAUCCUGUGGAUAAAAGCUGAGUAAUGUGUUUAUAACAUUUCUAUUUGAGCCUUCUCUGCUUUUCUCUUCCUCUUUAUUAACUACUGAGUGUAAAAGCAGAUUCUGCUCUCUAAUAUGUUUGCAGAUCUCUGACGGUUAAUUCAAACACACGGUUAUUUGUUGUAGCUGCAGGAUAAACAGAUACCAUCUCGAGUGUGCAGACAGUAGCUUCCUUCUGUUGGGAGCUUUGAACUCGGUGGUCAGCAGCAGCAGCAGCAGCAGCAGCAGCUCUCGUUAAUGUGUGAACUGAGAGUCAGCUGGAGUUCGUCUGGGUUCCAGGUGAUGCCUGUUAGAUCUGCUUCAGCCAUUAGUGUGCAUGUUUUAGGAAUCUAUUGUUUUUAUACAGUGUGCUUUUGCACUCAUUUUUCUUAUAUUUAUUGCUUUUGUUGCACACUGGGAAGAGCAUCCUAAGCUAAUUUUGUUGUAACUUGCUGUACAAUGACAAUAAAGUCUGAAUAAUCUUUCAUAAUUAGGACUCAGUUAAUGCAGCUUUAUUUUUUUUUCAUUCUGUGUUUUUUCUCAUUAAUUAAAUCGUCUGUCUCUGUCUUAAGAGGAUAUUACCGCAGAGUGAACCAAACACGGGUUAAAGCAGGCACAAACAGUGAACGAACUAAGUCACUGCUGGUGUUUAUAUGGUUAACUCAGUGAAGUUCAGAAAGGAAGGUUUCCAUUGGCCGGGCUGCACGCUGUAGUCAGAGUUCUAGUGUUUCAUGGAGACAGAGGGCCAUCCCUCUGAGCGCAGCUCCAGCCCCUUCAUCUGGUUCUAUUUAAGGCCUCCAGUGCCGACUCUUAUGAUUGGCGUACACAACCCCCCUACUCUUCCUCUAGCUCCAGCCCCAACUGAAGAGAAGGAGGCUUUUUAGCAGAUGGUUUAUUUUCCAAGGGAAACUAUUUCUUUCUCCUACUCUACUGUCCUGUCCUCAGCUGGCUUCAGCUCACUUUUCUGUCACUACAACAGCUCCUUCUUCUCUCUUCUUUCUCCUCUUCUUUCCAAUAAGUUCAUGUGCCUGCCUGUAUCUGCUGACCCGGUCCAAGCUUUGUUGGACAAAAAAGAUGAGGCCCCCUCAGUGAAAGAGAAUGGAUUUUCUGCACUUGGCUGCUUGAUCCUUCACUACUCGGAGGGAGAUACUUUUUCUAGACCUUCAGGAUUCCCAUUGCCCGUGUUGUUGGGCUGAAGGGGGAUGCAGCUCUAUGGCUAGACUCUCAGGAAGAUGCUCUGAGCCCUGUGAAUAUUGUGAUUGGCUGAGCUGUACAUACAAAGUGGCCUAUGGCACAACGGGUGCCCGGCAGUCGUUCUCGUGGACCUAUGGCUGGCAGCUGGCUGACAGCAUGUUUUUUCCCAUCAACUCCAGGUCUGGAUGCUUCGGACCCCAUGCUCCUGGAACAGUAUGUGGCGGUGGCCAGCUACGAGAAACAAGAGCCUGCAGAAAUCAGCCUUCAAGCAGGCGAGGUGGUGGACGUCAUUGAGAAGAGCGAGAGCGGUGAGUAAUCGUAGCGAAUGCACAACAAAGACAUGCUGAGCAGAAGACAGGCAGCUUGCAUGUUGUUAUAUGUGUGUCAAACACAAACACACAGAUCUUCAAACAUGCUGCCCACACUCACCCCUCUCACCUCCUUUGUCCACAGCUCGCUAACUGUUACUUAGCCCCAUCUGGAGGCUCACUUUGGCCCAAAGUCAGCCCUGUUUUUUCCCACUGUUGGUUUAGGCUAAGGGCCAGAAUGUUGCCUCUAGCAAGAGGAAUGUCUUCCAGACCCGUAUUAAUUAUUCCACCUCACUUUAAUGGAAAGCCAGCAAGACAUGCCGCAUUUACAAAUGCCAGCUGCAGAGAGUCCUUAGUCAGCUGUUUAACCUCUGGGAAGAUUUAGCAGAGGGGGCCAUGAAUGUGUUCUAGUGAUCUUUAACUGGAUUAAAUGUUAAAGAAGUCUCUAUCAGUUUAACAUUAGGCAGGAACUCGUGAUAAUAUUGGAAUGUGCUGAAUUUGCAUCCAAUGAUAGUGAAAGGAAACACAAAGAAUACAGAAUUCAGACAUUUACUGAGAUACAAAACAUUACUUUUCUUUUUGAAAUGUGCUCAAGUGUACUCCGGCUUGACAGGACACAAGAAAAUGAACUUGUACUGUGGUUACAAGCCGUUAGAUUUUCGUACUGGGAGUACGAUAUGUGCAUUUCUGGGUAAACAAACUAUAACUGAAUGCUAUUGAUGACAUCCAGAUUUAUGCACCUGCAAUAGUACCUUUCAUUAUGAAGGGAAUUCAUCAUGCAAAGGAUAGAAGGUGACAUAAGAGGUAAGGCCCAGUAACAGGACUCUGAUGUUGAGCUGCGAUGGCGUGCUGAGACAGUAAAACAGUAAUGGGACUCAUGUGUUCUUCAGUGGGAGGAUGGGGAAAGGAAAGAUGGAGGAGGAAGCAGUUGACCAGGAAGGCGGCUUGACUUGGGUUUCAUGAUGGGUGUGAGUGAAAUGCCAUGCCACACUGGCCUCAAGGAAGAGGGUCUGUAGAGCAGGACCGCUUUGAUGUGUCACGUGUCCUGCUUUUGGGUUGGCGUAUUUGUUUUCACUCCCUGCUCCAGUAGGAUUUCAGCCCGAUGGGGAGCCGUAGUAAGGCGGAUACUCCAACACCUUGAAGUCUUUUUAUCGAGGGGGCCUUAUAUGAGAGCUUCCCUCCAUGAACUUCAACUGCAUGGUUCUCUGCUUUUAAGUUGAGGCCCCUUCCUUACUUGUUUCAGCUGACCUCCUUGCAGAUUGCUGUGCACUGAUGAUCUAUGCAGAAUGCAAAACUCAAACACUGUACUCACCUUAUUGCAGAUUUAUGAUUUCCAGGCUUCUGUGUUAUUGCUGUAGCCAGAUUUCCAUAAAAAGUAUUGCUUUGUUUCAUCCUCUCAUCCUCUGAUGCAGCACAUAUUUUGUUGCCUCUUCCACUCAACCUCAUUCAUUCUUCUCAAGUUUGGUUCGAUUUGUCAUGUGCUUCAAAAGCAAAAGCAGCAGACUCCAGGCUUCUUAAAACACGUCUUAAGGCGAUUUGACAGUUUUAUUAUACACUGACGGACAAUUUCACAGAGAUCUGAGGUAAAUAAGCCCCCGCCCCUCUCCCUACCUUAUGCUUUGGAGACUGUUUCCAGCAGCACAGCUUGCAUUGAACUGAAAACUCAACUUGUCUCGCAAAGGAAGUCGGGCUAAAUCUGCCCCAUUUGGCUGGGUGACAUCACUCCUGAUCCCUUUGCCAAUGCUAACAAGACCAGGUGUAUGCUAAGAAGAUUUCAAAGCCCAUUUGAUUUAGCAUCCGUUUGUUUGCAGGAUUAGUAGAAACCCUUUAAUGGUUCUGACACUCUGAUCUGUUUCUUAUGCAGCCGCGCAGUGAAUGUGCUGAGUUAGAGGUACUAAAAGGUGUCUAUUACAUUUGUAAUGAUAAAAUGACUGUAUGGAUUUUUAUCGAGCUUCCAGCUAUGGUGGCAUAUUUUCAUUUGAAGCCAAACACGGUUAAAACCCACCAUGGGGUCCUUUAGAGAGUUUUUGGAGGCACUGAGUGGAAAAUAUCUGUCAUACUGCCAUCCUUUUCUGUAUCAGAAUUGUGUUUUUACUUGUUAUUUUUCACACAAAGCUAGUUGAGAAUCAGAGUGACAGAUCUAGAAAUGGAAACUACAGCUCUGCGUUUAAUUUGCCAUUCAGCGUACUCUUAAAACCGGAGUCCUGCUGUUAAACCUACUGUACCAAAGACUAUGGCUGUGACUGCUUCCCAGUUGCAGUUUUUCAGCUUUUCCUUACCUUGGAUUAGAUAAUAUAUGCCUUUGACAGGGCAGUGAAUCUAGGUCAGACCUAUAAGUGAGCUCAGUUUUCUCUACUUUUCCAGCCUGCUGUCUCCAGCGGCAGCAGUAUUUUCCAUUGCACUAGCUCGACGUUACAGUCUGUGUCGUGUCCUUUGUGUCAGUUUUGUACAGUAGUUUAUAUUGGUUUCUGGUUUGUUGGGUUUAAAGAAAGCGUAGGAUGUGGUAAAUCAACAACCAAUCAGUCAAUGAGCCCUUGAUGUUGGUUUUGCCAUUUAAAAAUCAGACGUUGGUAUUUUGCUAAGACCUUUUAAAAAUCCAAAUGAGUUAUUGGAAAAGUUGCACAUGUUACAUUGAAGUAUUAACAAAAACAAAAAAUCAUCUUCCAAUUAUUAAUGUUGUCCUCACUCCUUCUGCAGCUAUUUUAUUUUCCUUUUUUAUGAGACUUUGCCAAGCAGAGAUGCUGGCUCAGGAGGAGAGAGAGAGAGAGAGAAGUGCAGGGAGAGAAACUCAGGGAGAAAAUGGAAAAAGACAUUUCCUGCCAGAGUGAGUGGUUCAGAGAGGUUGGUUCAUUAUAAUGACUUAAUGGAUCCUCCAGGAUGCCUCCUCAGUUUACACUAUAUUGGACAGACGUUAACCAAAGCUAAGCUAACAGCCUUGACGGUCAGUGUGAAUGCUCUGCAUGGGGCGGUUUAAACUUUGCCCUUUAAUAAAGCAGUAUGCCGGAAGAGGAGAAAUAAUUUGCAGUCACUUCUGGAAAUAUUGUACUUACUGUAGCUGCCUCCACCUCAAGGACACUGUUAAAGGUGUCAUGCCCAGUCUUGUGUAGAAAAUCUCUCUCAGUGGACCAGUGAGGGUUAAACUUGUCACCGUUCCAAGUCCAGGUCAGUGUCUCUUAUUUACAGUUUGCUAAAUGAAAUCCAGGAGUGCUUGUCUGUUCUUGAGAAACCAGCUUGCAUUCGUCAGGUCCUUCCAACUCCCUGAAGACCCCAUGGCACCACCCAUUUGCAGUGCAUCUCUACCAUUCCACCAAGCUCCCAUGAGCAGGGUGGAGUGGAAGGGUAAAUUUCAGGAAGAGCCUGAAGGAUUACUUAUCACGGCAGCAAUCUUAUCUGUAUGGACUUGCCCUUUUCCUUGAAAACAGUAAUAUUUCGAAGCUUGACAAAUCUUAAAUAUAGAGCUUGAAGGUGAGAGGGGUAUCCCAUGGGUGAUGUUCAGCUGCCUGGCUGAGGUCCCACAGAGACUGCUGGAGUUGUGUCAUGGCAGAUUAAGCAGGCCUGGCCUCUGGCAUGGCAUGAUGGAUGUGCAGAAUAUCAUCUUUUCCUCCAUAAGGCAAAAUUGUACCAAUAUAAUUAUAUUUUUGCUGUCUCUCUUCAGGGCUCAGCUCAGCAGGAUCUUUGAGUUUUCCUGAAAACGAGUGAAUUUCAAGGGCAUAUCAAACUGCCUCAAUUUAUCAAACUUGUCAAAGUAGUCUAUAAAAUACUGCAAAAGUUACAGAUCCAGAGAACUGAAAGAGAGUAGCCUAACAAAGAUGUUCCCAAUAUGACAUCAGUAUCAUUUCCCUACACAGCCUAAAAUGAGGUAGUAUCAGGUGAAUUAUUGUGUGGUGAUAAACAAAAAAGUAAGGUGCCAGCAUAGGGCUGGGCGAUAAACCGAAAAUUUACAGAUACCAAAAUUGACGACAAUAACUGAUGUCAUUUUGCCCAUGUCAAUACAUUCGGUGUCAAAAAUAAAAAAUAAAAUAAAAGUUGGUUUUGGAUGUGUGUAGGUAGGCUACGGUCUCAUGUCCCUUAAAGACGCUGUCCUACGUCAGAGACAUAACUCCACCACAUCCAGUCCAUAACAAAGAGGGAAAAACAGGUGAGGGGAUGGAGGACGGUUCAAAAGUUGUAGCGGCCGAAGUAGACGAAGUUAAUGUGGGAGGGGGUGAGCAGCUUGUGGAGUAGUUAUUGUCCAUUUAUCAUUGUCAAGGUGAACUGCUUGAUAUCAUAUCGUGAUAUUGAUUUGAGGCCAUAUCGCCCAGCCCUAUGCCACCAUCAACUUUAAAAGCAACCAGCAAUCAGUGUAUGCACCAAGAAUGCUUACAUAUCUUUUAAACCACACUGCCAUUGCCUGGGGUACCAUCUUCUGCUUGGAUCUAGGGUUCUGGAUCAAUUCCAAGAUGAAAAAAAGACACCUGAAAAUUCAAGUUAUUUUAUUUUUUUAAUGAGCAGAUUAUGACAUUUUGUGUUCCUGCUUUUAUACUAAAUUUCUACUUGGAUGUAAACAAGCGCAGAUGAUAGACGAUAUCUUGUUGUGUAGUGCAGUGUGGCAGUAUGUCGAUCAUUAAAAUGCAGGUUAAGCUGUGUAUCAGCUGUAUCUGGACUAGGAAGUUACAGAACACCCAGGGUUUCAACAGCUAUUGGCCACACUUCGAGGUUCCUCUAUACCUGGAAAACGGUACUUAAAGGUGUGUUCCCAUGAUACCUCGCUAGUAAAAAAAAGAGGACUGAAUUACUUUGCAGAUUUUAGCAACUGCAGCUCCUUCCAGCAUGGUGUAUAUACUGGCCAAGAGUUUUACUGAUGUUCAGGAGGAUUUAAGACAAGGUCACUGUUGAGCUUCCAUCGCUGUAAGGGCUCAAUCUUACAGCUUCCCGAUUUGGUAUUUGCAGUUUCAGCAAGAACAUGUUUCCUUGUAAAACGAGGAAAAAAACCAUAAUUCUUGUUGAUGAACCACAAAAGACAUGAUACAGAAAACCUUCCAAGAGUUAAAGGUCUUUUUUUAAGCUGAAGUGGUGCAACAGCAGAUGGAAGACACAUUAUCCACUCGUAGUAAUCCCCAUCCUCCGCAUUCUUUCAGCUUACCAUAGGAAGUACUAAUGAACGUCUCAAGCAUAUAACCUUAUCCUGUAUUUUAGGAUAUGGAAACUUAAAUUGGAGGUUUGUAAUUCGCUCUUAGGCUUUCAGUUCUACUGCCACAUUGUCUUGCAAUUUGUCGCAGAGCAACACAGGCGAUGUUUUAUGUUCAGAAAUCAGGCCUCUCAAGCCAAAUAGGUGCCUCUCUGUCUUAUACACUUAAGAAUUGACCAUUGAGCUUUAGCUGUAUUUGAACGGGUGGGCUUGCAGACACUCAAGGACUGCUGUGUUUCCAGAUCAGUAGAGCUUAGAGAGCACACCAACCGUGGGCUACACUGCUUCGCUUAAACCAUGAGGGGAUCCAUUCAGAGGCUGGGAGGGAGACGGGGUUGUUCCUUAGGUCAACAUCAGCUCUUGAAAGUCGUCUUGUGCCGUUUUCAGCCCCCACACCCCCCUCUUACUAGACCCACUCGUGUAAUUGAAACCCAGUGCUUUUAUGAAAACUGGAAGUGUGUGUAUUGGACUGGAUACCUACCCCCUUGUGCUUUGAUACUGGAUCCACUGUUAUACGAAUACAGAAGCUGGAAAUGAAUGGGGUUUUCUCUUGCUGCACUCAACAGUGGUGUCGGAUGUCUGCAGGACUGCUGAGCCACCGCAUUCCUCAUCGUUUCAAGACGAGAAAAAAAAAAAAAGUUUUCCUUGUGCUGCUGAACUGUGGUUCUCAUAUUCAUGCUGGAUGUAGGGAACAGAAUUACAGAGUGACUCCAACACUGAAACAACACCAAUUUUGUACCUCAGUACACUUGAGGGCCUAUUACUCUUGAUGAUAAAUGUGUAGGGAUGAGUUGGACAUUGAGCAAUGCAGAUGUGUCACAAUAUCCUAUGGAUGCCAUUGCAUACAUUCAAACUUGAUUGACUGCAUGCAUGGAUUGCAGAAUUAUAGUUUUAUAGGUUAUCCAGUCACUUUAGGAAAAAACCCAAAAGGCAUAAAUCUAGUGUCUUGUUGCAGCCGAGAAUCUGUGGUUGAUUACAGUAAAAAAGAGACACAGCUCUUAAAGUUGAUAGAGUUUCCAGAUGGCAGAUAGUGUAUGAGAGACACAAAGAGCUCAGAAACGCUGCUCAGCCUCAUCAUACAUCUGUCCACUGUGUCUGCACCCACAGGGGUAAAUACAGGUUAAGUGAGACUAUAAGAAGAACUCCAUCAAAAGUUUCCAGCAGGCAUCUGUUUACAUGUGAAAUAUCUGUCUUAGUAGAAAUUUUUUCCAUCUGGAGUCUUCAGAUUGCUGCAGAUCUAAAACUUGAAUAACCGGUGUUGAUUUCUUCAUUACAGAAUCAGUUUGUUUCUAAAAUAUAUAACUCAGAGCUGGAUGAAGGAUUGGAUUACAUUUCUGGGGAAAUGAUUACUUUAUUUUGGCGGAGAGUUAUAAGACAAGGUAGAUAACACUCACAUAUCUGUUUCAGUCAUCAGUUUGCAGAGCUUAAGCACAAAGACUGAAAACAGAAGGCAACAGCUAGUAUUUCUUUUGCCAAAAGUGCAAAAAUACAGCUGCUUUUGUGUUUGUCUAUAAAUUUACAUCUUAAGGCUGUAGUCUUUAUCUCCGUAUACAGACAGAUGUGGUUAUUACCAAACUUCACAUAGGAUAUCAGUAGCACCACCAUGAAAGACGCAGUCUGUUUUUUUAGGGUCUCUCAAUGGGAAAAAGGCGAACACUUCCUCUGGUUUGACGAUUAGGGAUGUUUCAAAGCAGUUACUUGUGUAGACAGAAAUUUAAAGUCCAACUAACUGGAUAGUUGAAAGAGAGAAAAACUAUUGAACUUGAGCUAAAUCUAUUUUAAACCUAAAUAUGGAGAGUAUGUAAUGGUUACAUAACACACUGGUUGAGAGGUUACAUGCCAAUUCAGGCGGACCACUUACAACUGUAUCAUCAUAUUCCCGAUGAAAAUAAUGUUGAACGGCUCAGCGCUUUGAGACGCCAUUUAUCAUAGUAGCUCCUGUACAUCCAAGUAGGAGAGAAUUAUUAGCAAUGUAUUUUCAGCUGUCAUUAGCCAUUGUCAGUUGUUCUUCGCGGUUGUGAGCUGUUGUGAGCUGUUGUUAGUUGUUGUUAGCUAUACCAGUUGUAAACAAAGCACAACACAGUAUUUUACUCCAUAUUUUACACCAUAGCACCGUGUUCAUAGUUAGACAUUGGGCAGCACAACAUAUAUCACUUAUUUAAUUUAUUAAAACAAGACAUUAGUGAUAAUAAAUAAUACAUUACAAGAGCUUUACUGUUGAUGCACUGCGCUGCCAUCUUGAAAUAUGACGUUGUCGUCAAGUCGAGGUUGGAUCGUCCGAUUUUUCGAGUCGGGAAUCCGACUUCAGGGGGGCGUUCCAGAUGAAUUUUCUGACUCAGAGCUCGGAAAUCCCGAUUUCCGAGUACAGCUGGAACACAGCAUAAGACCAGCUGUUCAGGCUUUAGAUAAUAAAAGUAUAACUCAUUUAACUGACUGGUAAUUCUGGUGUGGACUGACGAGGGUGAUGAUGUUAACGGGUUUGGUUGACCAUGAUCUUCAGUUUCUGUGCAGGUGUGCAGCUCUUCUAGUGCUGUCUGUUUUUUCCAUGUGGGGCUUGCAGUCCGUAAAGCUACCAGUCCCCUGCGCUUGGUAGUUUUAAUAGUUGUAAAGAAUGGACCCACUGCAUCUGAGCAAUUUGCAGAAACUUGUUGAGCUGUUGCCGUCUGCUGGUCUCUGAGAGUUUUUCAAUCACACCAGCACUCCAGGAGGUUCAUUUACUCAAAAGCACACAAUCCUGUUCUUAAAUGCACGCUAUAAACUAAUGAAGGAGAGAAGUUGUGAAAAGUGGUGCCGCCAGCUUGGUCUGCAGUGCUAUAUAACCCAGCAUGCUUUGGCUUUGCAUAGGAAAGCCAGCUGCAUGCUUUUUUUGAUGCCAUUUUCCAUUUUUUUUUAAAAGGGGGUCCGAUGCCCAGAUUUUAUAGAGACCUCAGAUCUUACUUUUGCAAGGAAAAGAAAGAGCUUAUUUCAUAAAUUGCAGAGAUUUGCUCUGAUAUUGGAUCUGUUUAUUUCACACUGUCUGAAUUAUUUUGACAUGUUUUUUUUUUUUUUCAAUUUAGAAAAGAUUGAAAACAAACUAAUAACUUGAAGAGUUCACAGUCAUACACUGUCUUUCACAGAGGCGUACACUCAGCCACAGUUUUCCUGCUCCAAAUAUUCAGUUUUUCAUGAUGUCAUUUGUGUAACAAUAGACUGUUUGGUUUCUUUCUGUCAGAGACUGUGACAUUUGAGGUUGAUGUGUGUGGUUAUGAUGCUACAGUGUGAUGGCGUUAUGUGAGGGCUCCACCAGAGGGUUGUGGGUUUCGCCUUUGUCUUAUGUAACCGCUGACCUCAAAAUGGUGGUAAUUACUAAACUAUUCUCUGUUUAAACGUUUUUUAAGCUUUAUGAUUUACUCAGGAUGUUGACUAAGUAGCUCUGGUCGUAACACUAAAUAAUGUGAAGUGUAUUGCCAGUCAGCAUUUGGCUUUUUUUUCUGGUUUUCCCCGUCGUGGUUGAAAUUACUGCAGCUUUCCAGGAUUUCUUACUUUUUCUUGGGUGGAUAGCAAGGCGUGUGAUGCAAACUGAUCAAAAACUAUGAGUGGAUAAGAGCAAAAAGAAAAAAAAGGCAAAUGUGUUUUUGUAAGCCUGCACUUAUUGAACCAAGGAGGGAUCAAAUCUGAUGAAUGCAUAGAUACAUAUGUUCUCAUACUAACACACCCACCUACACACAAUCACACACAUGCUUUCUGACAUAGAGUACGCUCCCUUCACUUUUGUUCCUCCCACAUCAGUACAGAUAAUCCCUGCCAUCAGGAAUCAAGCUGGAGGGAACACAUUUUUCUCCUAAUCUAAUUUCCAUUAUCUGUAAUUUUACCUUUCAGCAGAUAAAUCAAUACCUUCAUUCACUCUUCAAGACUGACUCAACAACACUUUUAACCUUUUCACUUUGAGCAGAGUUGCUGUUCUGGCAACACAAACCCUACAAAACAGCUGUUUUCUUUUGCAAUGACCUCAGCCUAAGAUCUUUGUCAUUAUGACGAAUGUACGAAUGAUAAGCCUGUCAAAUAUCCAAAAGUUAAGAAUCACGUUCCCCUCCCAGCCCUUUUGGAGAGGUAUUCCAGAGGAUUUCUGCACCAUGAGUUAAAAUAUGUGAACAUUUUGAAGGAGUAAAGGUGAAAUCUGAUUGUCUUUUUACAGCUACAUGCUCUAGAUGUUGGCUUUUGUCAUUUCGGUUAAAUUGAGAUCACUCUUCGACUGAACAUGAUGACAGACAUGAAGCAGGCCCUGCUUAUAGAUGUUUUUUGUCUGGUAAACAACCUGCAUGGUUGGGGAAAUCAGCACUUGUGUAAUGUUUUUAAAGGUGAUUUUACUGCCUCUUUUGAGGUCCAGUGACUUCAGCCAAAGCACCUGCCAUAUGCAAGAAUGGCUGAAAAAACAGGCCGGGCAGACCUGGCCAUCAAUAACACUGUAUAUUUACUCAGGCACUAUUAAAAUGACUAUAAGUCUUUGCUGAGUAUGUAUAUUCAGACUUACAGCCAAGUGCUUGCAAUUAAACUACACUCUGGUCUCCUUACUCUUAUAUUUGCUUACAUUUCUAUAAGCGGAGGGUUGCUGAAGUGAAAAUGACAUUUUCUCAAAGCUGAAGUGUCAUGGUGAAAAAUGUUAAUUUCCAGAUGUAAGCUCUUUUUAGAUUGAGAUGAUUCAGGUCUUUUUCCUUCUGCUGAGCUGACCUCAUUUCGCAACGGUCAGUUUAAUUUCAUGUACCAUUAAUGUAGCUGAUGUUGCUCUUGCCAGUUAACCUUGUACAUUACAUUUUUUUAAUGUUUCAAUGACUAAAGGAAAUAUUACACAAGUUAAGCCCAAUGAACACAUCAAACAUGCAUCAGUGUAAUGAGAUUUACUCAGAUCUGAACACAAGCUUUGAAGUCCCCUAUUUAUGUUCUUUGUUUCUCACUGGUCUAUCUGAUUUAUAGGGAUGAGGUUUUCUUUCAUCCAUUGGUUUGGUGUGCAAAGACUUGGUACAUUACAUAGUUUGUGUCAUACCAAAGCCAAAACCAGUAUGUAGCUCAGAGCCAAACAAUAACAGCAUACCUCAAACUGGACCCACCCAGACAAUACAAAAUAACCCACCGCACAGCUGAUGGUGAUUUCUGUCUUGCAGCUCAGCAAGUUGAUUAAUUUAAUAAAUCAUCACUUACAUGGAUCUCAGUGAUUGGUUGAAAGGCCUUGACAGAGUUUCUCCUUCAAGUCGUUUAUUUUGUUUAGUCUGUCAGCAGGAUAUCCGCAGAGGUCCUUUUUAAUCGGGUGAGCACAUGGGCAUGUGGAAAUUCACUUAUGUUACGUUAAUCAUUAAAAAGUCAGGUUUGCCAACAUUAAACAAUAAUUAGGCUUUUAUAAAGUGAUGUGAACAUUUUCAUGUCUGGUGUUUCUCUCCAGGGACGGGCAUUUAAAGCACACUUCUGCUAUUAACACUUUAAAUAGAUUUUAAUAGGUUAUAACAUGCAUUAAUACUGAAUGGUAAGAAACAGCUAUUAAAACAAAUAAACAAACAAAAAAAAAAAAAAUCAUGGUCCAUCCUGGAUUGUUAUAAAAGCCGUGAUUCUGUUGAGUGUGACAUCAGAAGGGUAGAGGAAUGAUUGAAGGAUAUCAUGUAGGGCUGGGAUGAUAUGCUUUUCUCUUGAUUCGUUUUUUCUACGAUUUUUUGGACGCAGAUUCGAUUUAAAUUACGAUUCUACUCUAUUGACGAUUUUCUCUAUUUUUAGUCUACAUUUUUAACAUCAGUGAAACAGUUGAAUGAUUAUGAUUGUCUACUGACUAUUCCAAGAACCAUAUUUCCCCCAAAAAUACACAUCACAUGAAAGUCAGUUUUUAAGAUUUAUUCUCAAAUUUGAAGAAAAAAAAAAGAUUUUUUUAACAUAAAAAUCAGUUUAAAAAUUGUAAAACAAAAAACUGUGAUACUUCUGUGAAUUAAUUUUUUCUCCCACCCCUAAUAUCAUCGUCCACCUGAUGGGAAAUAAUUUGAAAUGGAAUUGUCAAACUUUUGCUGACUUUAUAAAAUAGUGUCACGGCACAAACUGAGUGUUUUGAAACAUAUUUACUCAGUUAUUUGAAUAAAAUAUUACAUUCAGAUCAUCCAGCACGUAAAAAGGUUAAGAGAACAGUCGACAACUGUCCAAAAUGAGCCCAAUUUAUUUUGCACAGCGUAACACAGAGUCCCUGUUGUUGAAUUGGUUUUCCUUGUGUGCCUCAUACAGACUUAAAACCACUAGUAUUCAUCCUCCUUGCAGGUUAACGUUCACAUACCUGUACUUCCAAAACAUUGCAGCAGUUUAUGUUGCAGCACAACCUGCAUACAACUUUAUCACCAUGUUCUUGAUCAAAAUACUAUCAAACCACACCACACUAUGAGACACCAGCCAUCAUCUGUGCUUGUUUACAUUCACAUCAAAAAGCAUCAUAAGCAUUAUAGUAUCAGCCAUUAAUGAGAGCUACAACUAAGGCUAGCAGGUGGUUGCACUCUAGCUUAGACAGGUGCAGAUCCCUAACACCAACAUUAUAAAAUAAAACAUUCUUAAAAUAUUUAUGCAAAUAGCCUCCUUGUAUACUUUCGUGUCCCCUUUAAACACCAGUUAGGAUCUCCUCAUUUAUAGCAGACUGUAAUUGCCGCCUGUCUAAUUGAGAUGCAUGACUGCAAAACGGAGGGUUUAAUUACAUCAUAUUUCACUCCGUGCAGAUGAAUCAUGACUGCCUAAUACUGGUGUCUUCAAUGUUUUUUUCAGCAUUAGCAUACCAUCAUUUUGCCUCAUCCUUUAACCGCACUGUUAAUUGGGUUAUACAUCUUCUCUCCAUUCGUGUCCAUCACACUCCAUCAUCCUGUUUCUUUUCAUUAAUUAUGUACAACCACAGGACUCCUAAAUCACUUCGUUUCCAUAUAGGGAAAAAAUGUACACUGGGUGUCUUGGACCAGCUGUGGAAGUGUGAUGGAACACUCUUCUCCUCUUUAUGGGCUGUCUAGACAGCUGUCAGCCAUAUUGUAUCCUUGUUACCACAACAAAUAGCCUACAUAUGGCAAUACCAUAGAACAGCUUUUGUGCCAGGUUUGUCACCCGGGGCUCUUGUAGAGAUUUGGUGAGAGGUCACUCAAAUGUGGGAUGACAUAUGUGAAAUCUGUGUGGAAAAGAUUUGACACAAGUAAUAAAGUGAGUGGACAUAUGCACUUUACAUUUGACAGGAUAGCUUAUCUCACACAAUGAAUCGCUGCUCUGACUUUUCUAGAGUGAAACAUUUCUUUGCAUGAGCACCUUUCCAGCUGAGGUGUUCAGAGAGAAAAUUCAAUUCAAAUCAGGUUUGACAUCACAAAUGGAUAUUUUGGCCAGAAAAUCCAUUUCAGCAGUUUCCUGGCCACUGAAAACCGGACUUGUCUUGAUGAAAUGCAGGUUGAUUCGUCUCGAACCGAGCCGCAGCCAGGUGGCGUUCUCUUUGAUCUUUUAGGCACUGAUUGUAAUUAUAGAACGAUCACAUUUUCUCACGCUCAUGUCCAUUUUUUAGCUCAUCCCUGCUCAAAAGCACUAAACCGAUACGAUGGGAGAAAAGCCAAGUAAGAUGAGGUGCUAUGACAUCAGCAGGGUUGAUAUUUUUUCUUAUCUCAGGACCAAAAAUCUGUGAUAAAUAUCUAAAACCUUUUAUCCUCAAAGUUAUGCCUAAACCUACCGAGUAUUGCUGCAUUAUGCACAGAUGACCAAUUAAUCCUUAUUUAUGUCCCUCUAAAUCAAUUGUGUCUCAGCACAUGUUCCAAAAAGAGCAGAUCUAGACAGUUUUAUUAUAUUAUUCUGAGAUAGCAGAGGAACUCGACUCUAAUCCACCUUCAGAGAUCCUGAGAGUUUAUAGCAAUUUUCCCACUUGUGGUCAAGGAUUUUGCGAUAGGAAUGGAUUUAGGAACUAUGAAGGGAAAAACUUCCUUUUAGCUGGCAGAAACCUUUGGGCAGCCCCGAUACUUAAGAAAAUUCUGGAUCGGGUAUCGUGACAUUGGGCCCGAUGCAUAGGGGCCGAUCUAUUCAGUCUAACUCUAUGAUAUGCGCUGUGAGUGGCAUCCACAAGUAAACAUGCUGAGCGGAUACCCACAUUGUUUUCAAAAUGGAGCGAGCAAAGGGGUCUGCUAUCUUGAACUUUAUCCGACGGCCACUUGCAAUACCUGCACAGUAAACGUUGGGAGGGGCGGUGGUAAAACUUCAAGUGACCACAAAAGGUAAUUCAGCACAGCUUUUCUGUAUCGGAAUUGGAUCGGUAUCGGCCAAUACUAAACUGUAGAUAUCUGUAUCGGUAUCAGAGGUGAAGACAGCGGAUCGGUGCAUCCCUGGGCAGAACCAGACUCAAUGGUAGACAGUCAUCUGCUGCAACUCUAUGAGCUGCAAAAGUGGGACUGAAGGAGAUACAGAAAAUAAGAGAUUUAUAGAAACCAACAAACAGAACCAUAAUAUGGCUUCAAUGCCAAUAAUAAUAGUAUAAAUGUGUGUAAUAAUUGUUGUGGGAUGUUUGUUGAGCAUCAUAUACAGUCCUGUUGGUCUUCAGCUUCUGUGUUCUUCCACAGGUUGGUGGUUUGUCAGCACAGCAGAGGAGCAGGGUUGGGUCCCUGCCACCUAUCUCAACUCCCACAGCGGCACUCGGGAUGACUUGGAGUUGGGCGCCUCUAAAACUGGGGAAGGUAAGUCACUUCAAAUCUUUCCUACUUCUGACCACACACAAACUCAAAAACAACCUCUUAGUCUCUGUCGGACUCCCACACACGCAUAUACCACCCAUGCCCUUCAUCCUCAGUCUUUGAUCUGUGACAAAAUGGAGCAAAUUUGCCCCACUUUGCUCUGCCGGAACCGGCCUACGCUGAACACCUCUCUGUGUCUGCCUGCCAUCAUAAGCACAAAUGAACAGAGUGUAGAUUCAGACCUGAGGAAGGACAGCCAGGGGAGACCACACCACAACCACUGCAGUGAUGGACGGCACAGUAAUGCUCUGACGCAGCAAAAAAAAAACCUUCAAUGACCUACAUGUAGAAGGUUUAUGAAAGAGACAUGUGUUUUGAUCCGGAGCAAGGAGAAUAUCCCGUAUCAUGCGCUUUAACUCUGAUUAUCAUAAAUAAAAGGAAACUCUGACAUUAGUUAUGCUAUUUCAUGCAACGGCUGCUUAUCAUUGUGGAUUGCCGAUAAAUUACAGUACAGUAAACCAGUGUUGAUGUUAUAUUUUAAGAGAUUCAGAGAGGGAUCCAAGAGACUGAUAAGAAACACAUACAUUGAGUCCAGUUUGCCAGAAUCUGAUGCAGACACAUGUGAAGCUGAGGCUCAAAUCCAACCUUGCAAUCAUUUUGAUAGUCCUGUCAGACAGGGUUACAAAGCCAUGUGAAAGCUGCUUAAGCCGUUUUAGUCUAAAAACAUUUUCAAUAUUACUGUCCAACUCUGACUUCUCCAUUUUUUUGACAGGUCGUCCAGCUUUUUUUCAUUGUUGUUGCAUUUUGCAACAUUGUGUUUGAGAGAACCCAACAAACUAGAGGCACGGAAAUCAUUAAGUUGUGUGUUACACUUCCAAACAAAUAUCAGGAUUUUCCAACACUCUGGCCAAAACAACUUUUUGCUGUACAAUAAGUCCACACUGUAACAAUGAGACCUAAGAUCCCAUUGAUGCUGUGUAGAUUUUGACUGGUGGAGAAAAUACUUGAGGUUAAACAGAAUAACCCUUACACCGUAUCAUAAAUACAUAAAAAUGCAAUGCCCUCAAGAUUAUUAUGUACAUAAUAUGAAUUUAACAACUUUGGUUACAACCUGCCACAAAUGUGGGACCACACACAAACCUAAACGCAAAUGUCAACAAUAAACGCUGCUAUCUACAGCUGCUGCCUGGGAGUUUUGGCGGUGGACAGCCUGUCAGUGUAAUUAGUGUUUAUGUGUCUAGUCAGUCAUAGGAAUGGCAUGAAACUCAUAAAGCAUCUCUUUGUCAGUCCUGUGGUCUUCAGCAGUCUGUGCCCCCACAUCGUCACAGCAAAAAAAAGCCAAUAUUUCUGAAAAAUAUGAUGAAGACAUUAUGGUAGCACUUUUGUUAUAGCCCAAAAUAAAACAUAAUAAAAAGCUUCGAUGGCUUUAGAUGUGAGUUCAACUGCCGACUGAUCCACUUGGGUUUCAUUUUGGUUACGUCUUAUCCAAUAAUAGCCACGCCGCUUCAAAACUGUUGCAGAUUUUGGGAAGUAUGCUUAUUGCUUACUGGCAGAGAUUUGGUUUAGUUGGUUAAUAUGAUUCUUAUGUUUAAUACAAGACAAAUGGAAGCAGCUGGGAAGUUUAGUUCAACAUAGAGACUAAAAGAAGGGCUAAAAAGUUAGUUUUACUCCUUCAAAGAGUUAAAAACAACGUAGCAAGAUACCUUUGUUAGUCAUUUUCUUAAUUAUCUAUCCAGGAUUUUGUGACUUCCUUAAGAUUUUAAAGAACUGUCAGGCAACUACUCAACAGCAAGACAGAGACAGAAACAUAACCACCCUGAUAAUCCGAAUAAAUAUAUUUUUUAUUCCCACUCUAGAUUAAGUCAUAUUGAUAAAAAAGACAAAAUAUAACAUUUCAAUGGUCUUUAAUGGCAUUGAAACUGAACUAGGCCAGCUGUGCCUCCUAUUUCAGAGUUUCUACUAAACUAAGUGGAUUAACGUGACUUAUACUGUGUUUGAGUUACCUUGAAAGUCAGAUGUCGCAGCGGAAAAUGACGUCACACCUGAGUUCCCAGCAUUUCGGUUACCAAGUUGGAAAAAAGCAAAAUCGGAGACGGACACAACGAAAUCUAUUUUAGCGCUUGCCCUGAACCAAAUAAGGCAAGCACUAAAAUAACUUUUGUAGAUGUACCCAUCUUGUCGGUAACUGAAACACUGGUAACUCGGGUGUGACAUCAUUUUCAGUUCUGACAUCUGAUUUCCGAGGUAACUCAAACGCACCAUUAUUUAUAGACAUAUGUUGUACCCUUACUUACCCUUAUUCAAAAAUGUGUAACAUCCUCUUUAUUCCUGAUUUAUUUUACAGUGGGAGUGAGAGUUUUCAACCUUUCUCCCAGAUAUUCACACCAUUAAAAAGUAGUUUUUAUUCAUCCACACAAGAUCUUGCAUUUGGCCAAAGUCUUUUCCCUUUCUACUGUAUUAAGUACAAAAUACAGGAAAUCAAGACCUCGGGCUCACGGCUCCAGCCAGCAGGUCCCGUCAGCUGCUCUAUUAAUUGGAAAGCAUUCCUUCUGCAGCAAUGUGUGUCCCAGAUGCUCUAACACAACAGGAUGGGAAAACCAUGCUAACGACAUCCUAAUUACAAGCCACGGAGAAGAUGUCUUGGUUUUAACACUUCCUCUGUAACCUCCAUCCAUUCAUCCAUCCGUGCACUCUAACUGUCCAACAUGUUUUUGCUUUGCGGUCUUGUUUUAAUGUCCUACAUGUAGCUAUUAACGGGGCCCUCUCUCUGGAUCCAUGUCAUUUGUGUGCUGCGUGUUUGUGUAACAUUUUCUGCCUCCUCUUCAUGUCUCUCAUGUUUGUUUGUGUGUUUAUCGUCUGGUCACCACAUGUGUGUCUGUCAGUUACUAAGCGACAUAAGGCUCAUCUGAAGAGGCUGGACCGGAGAUGGACGUUGGGGGGUGUCAUCAGCAGGCAGCAGAGCCGAGGUGAACUGAGACAGAUGCAGCAUCACCUCCCCCCUCCCCUCCUUUCUCUCCUUUGUUAUUGUUCUCCUCACUCUGUCUGUAUUUUAUGUCUCUUAUCACACGGCUCAUCUCGUCCCUCUCAAUGUGCACAUAUGUGUUCAUACUCUGUCGUCUUGUAGCAAACGUGUUCCUCAAACCAACUCAGCUAACCACUAACAUUCAUAUGAAACAGCCUGCAAAACAUAGGUGAAAUCAGCAACUUUUACACACACCGAUUGAUGAUGCCACGCUGAAAAUACGCAACAAAAUUCCUCCAUGUAAGCAUUUUGUAGUAACAAACCACCGUGUGCCAAGACCAGUCUUCCCAGAAUCAGAGCAAAACAAACUAGGAAAUUGUUGCGUAAUAGACUUUGGAAUGCCUCAUGUUGCAUUUGAGAGCCAUAUUUUGCUUUUUUAUGAGCGAAUGAAGCUUGUAUGUAGUUUUAAUGAGUGUGUUUUCUCUCAAAAGGUGGCACAAAAGGCCACUUUUCCUGCUGUGGGUGCAGAUAGCAACCGGUCAGAACAGAUGAAAAACAGCCAUAUUAAUCUCUCACUUACUUAUUAAGAAAGUCCCUUUCUUAAUCACAAACUUGCACAUGUUCUUCUAACAAAAGCCAUGGAGAUGCAUUUGGAUCCCUGACAGAGGAGUGAGGAUAGGCUAUUGAGUUCAGCCCAAACUUUGCUCUUGGCAGUGGAUGCUGCUCUCUGGAGUGGAGGGAGAGUUGUUUCCAGCCUAGGACUGAGAUCCUGCUUUGUGUUAGAAAAAAACAGAGAGAGAUAUUUUGCUGACUCCACAAGAAUAAUUUAUAACACCAAUGCAGGCGAUGCAUGUUGUGGUUAACAUAACAUCUGAUUCAGAGUUUCCCUUCAUCGCACUGCUGGAUAUUGUUUGAGGGGAGGCUGGUGAGAGGGAAGCGUUUUACCAGCCACGACACAAAAAAAGGGCCGGAAGAAACAGGCAAAAGGAAAAUAAAGUGUACGGAAAUAUCCUUUACCGUGGAGUCUUCUGUAGUUUCUGCAAGCAAAGGGAAUUACAAUCCCAAACCCGGUCAGCUCCUACAUUACAGCUGAACAUGUGGAGGAGAAGGGAAUGGAAAAAAUGUGUCACCAGACUGUUGAUUCUUGUGUGUACAGCAAACAGAGCAGCACUUUUUUAAUGUGCGCCUUUUUUAUUUCUGAACACACCUCUCCUUCCUCUGCUGGCUGUGUUUAGACAGGAAUUGCCAUAAUGACAGGAAAUUAUGUUUUUGCUCUGCCCCUUGGCCUCAUGGGAAUGCAUAAAUCAGCAUGGAGCCUCUGCUCUUUAUUAAGGGUGAGGAGAAGUCUCUUGUCACAAGGCCAGGGACACUAGCUGGCCCCAUGUGUUGAAGUUCUCCUCGGUCAAAACCCUUUAUGAAUAUCAUCAUUCUCACUGAAACCCUAAGCAGAUAUGAAUCCAUACAAUUUAUUAACUCUGUUUUCUUGUCAUGAGGAGUAAUUACAAGUUGUAUAAAUCUCAAUGUUCUCAGCUUGUUAAGUCUGACAAAUUUUGGAUUUAGUUGCACCGUGAAACAAAUCAAGGCUUACAGACACCACACAUGAUUGUGAUAAAAGACACUGAUUUUAUGUAAGCACUCUUAUUGAGGAAGCUUUGAUUGUUUAUUAAGUUUUUUCAGUUCCUAUUUAUUGCUAUACAUUUGAACUUUUGCAGUGUGUUCAUUGCAAGUUCUUAUGUGAUAACAUAAAAACUGCAAUAUAUUGUGCAGCCUAAAACUACGUAGGCUCUGUCUGGUUAAACUGGCGUAUAAAUCCAACCAGAUUAAUGUGUAAUCAGCACAAGCAUGUGUACAUUAGCCUGUAAGGAGGACUGAAGGCAGGUGGUGCUAGGUCGGCUAAUGUUAGCCUGAAGACUCUGCAAUUCAGUCAGUUCGUUUCUAUCUGAAUCUCUGUUGUUGCAUAACGUCCUCAAUGGGGACACAAUAUGACUGUUCAGAUGAAUGUAAAUAUGGUUCAGGUUUAAUCAGAUCCAGUUCGGAUUACACAUGCUGGAUUGAGAUGACUCAGUCCUACCUUAUCAGAAAAACGAGUCACUACCAGAAUUAAAGAUAAAGAAUUAUCUAUUAAUUUUCAUUAAUUAUAAAUGACGUCCCUUUAUAGACUGAACCGGCAUCAUUGCAUCCUCUUCAUCCCUUAAUUCAAUGUGAAUCUGCAUCUUCUCCCAAUGCAUAUAAACAGUGCAUGCCACUUGUUGCUGUCGCUGCUUAUGUUAGCAAAAUGAAACUCAAUGAUUUACCUCUGUUCAGUUUUUGCAGAUCACCACAACAACAGUGCGAUUUUGUGGAAAGAGUGUUUGUGUUUGGUGUUUUUUUCCCCAGUUUUUCUGACAGUCUUUUGGUUUUGCCGAGCUUUGAGACAUGACAUCCUUUUAGUUUGCCUGAAAACGAUACUUUCAUGUCAAAAAUGGGAGUCAAAAGUGGUAAUUCUUCCCUGUUUCUACACUGGCCUCAAGGAAAUCCCCCAAAGCUUUUUCAGUGCAAGUGUUGAAGGACUGAAUCCACAAUAUUUGUUUCAUGUAAAAAUGCACUGAAGUAGAAGCAGUCUUGGGCAGUUAAAGAAAGAGGGAACCUCCCAAAGUUGUUCCUUUUUGUCCCAUACUCUCUUUUUAUGUUUCCACAGUGUUUACUUACAAAGCUUUGGUGAAAGAAAGUUUAAAAAGAGGGUUUUCAAACAAAACAAAAAUUACUGCCUUUGUAUUCAUGAUCUCAACAGCCAGUAUAGUCAGGUGGAAAAUAGUGCUUCCAAUAUAAAGGCAUAAUAAUAUAAUUCAAUACAAACCUGCAAAAGCAUAAGCCAAUGGUCAACUCCAAUAGCCACUUAUGUGUGUUAGGAAGCAGCCUGUCCAUCAUAGUUGUACAGUACUCUAUGUUAUACUAGUGCAGAGGAAUCUUGCAUUAUAAGGGAAUCUUCCAAUGUGAAAUGAUGGCAACGUAGUUUUCCUAAAGUCAGUGAUGUCUUGUGGUCACGCAUUUCCAUAAAAAGUUUCUCAGUUUAGAAAAAAAAAAAGAUAAGCAAACUCAUGUGCCAAGGAUCAGUCUAAGACAGAGCACAUCUAAUCCCACAUCUGGCAGCCAAAGCUGCUGCCAAAAAGCAGAACAGUUCCUGCCUGUAUUAAAUAAAAGAUACAACUCUCCUCUAAUGUGUUACCACUAAAUCAGUGCCAAUAUAUCUGUUUCCCUUCACAUUUCCCUCAAACUCUCAUACUGCAGCAGGAUUAUAUUAUGAACGUACGUUUACUGAAUAGAGUCACAGAUUAAACACUCUACAUUUUUCCUGUCCCGAUGCCAAUUGCUCUGUAAGAUUUCAUAAUGUCAGUAAUCUCAAACUUUGCUGACAUCUGCUGCUCUGGCUUUCACAGAGGAGAAGUAUGUGACGGUGCAGCCGUACGUCAGCCAGGGCAAGGAUGAAAUUGCCUUUGAGAAAGGGGCUAUUGUGGAGGUGAUUCAGAAGAAUCUUGAAGGGUGGUGGUUCAUCAGGUAAGCCUUUGUCAACGUCAUGCAUUGAAUUAUUUAUCUUAAAAAAUCAGAUUACCUUUUUAAUUUCAAUGUCGUUUACCUUAAAGGUACCAGGACAAAGAGGGCUGGGCUCCCGCCUCUUACCUGAAGAAGAUGAAGGAUGACUUCUCUCCCCGAAAAAAGAACGUGACAGGCCCGGUGGAGAUCAUUGGAAACAUCAUGGAGAUCAGUAACCUGCUCAACAAGAAAGCCUCCAGUGAGAAAGAUGUGCAGAUCGAGGGCGUCCCAGAGAGCCCCCAGGUGGCCAAGAAGGAGAUCAGCUUGCCAAUUCCUUGUGCUGAAUCCAGUCCUGUAAAUACCCCACAGGAGGGAAAAAGUAAAGCAGAACCUGCAUCACCAGCUAUAGCUCGCAUUGCACCUCAUCGCGUGGAGAUCGGUAAGCCAUCGCGCUGUGAAUGUUUGUAGUUUGGUCAGUCAUAGUAAUCAAUCAAUAAUAAAGGAUAUUUUCCACUGUGUUUGCUGUAUAGGUUCUCCUGUCCUUAGACAGAAACCUCCCCCAAGAAGGGAUGCCACCUUGGUAAGAGUGUUUGGUUUUUUUCCAUCAAUAACUUCCAUUUAUCCCCCAGUUAGUUCUCAUUUGUUACAUGCUGAAAAUUAUUGAGUUUGAUAAGCUGCAUUAAAGAAGUGCUAAUACUCAUCUUGUGGCAGUGUGCUUAAAUUACCUUUAUUUACAGUAGAGGACUAAACUUAAAAAUACAAGAUGGAAAAGAUGAAUCAAUCACCACCAAUUUGGUCUGAAUUUAUCUGUAAAGAUUCAUCUGUUUUUUUCAAUGGUACCAACAUUAAGCAGCAAGUAAUCAAGGCUGGUCAUGAGGAGUUAGGUUUCCUUUAAAAUAUAUGAACUUAAAGCUCCUGUGUGUAAUUUUUGAUUUGUGUAUAUUUCGGUGUCCCCUGUGGACAAAGGAGACAUUGCUUAUUGUAAUAUCCUAUCCUGCUGACUUUUCACAGUCAAAUGUAUCAUCAAUUUUGAGUAUUUUAUGCGAAAAUGGUAAAAACGGGGCUGUUUCUUCAGAACUGCAGCUGACACCUACCCCUCGCACAGAUUUCACACAUUAAAAGCUAUGCUGUAAAAAUCGCAAACCAUGUUGCUGAUUGUUUUGUUUGCUUUACAGAAUAUGAUAAAAAAAUAAUAAUAUGUGUUACAGUCUAUUUCAUGAAUGUCAAAAAAUUCCUCAGGAGCUUUAAAUAUAUUAGAUCUAGUGGUUUUAAAGCUAUGGGGCAAGACCCCAUACUGGCCUCAAGAUCAGUUUGAGAUAUGUUGAGAUAGAAAGCCAUUGGGGUUGGAAAGAAGAAUAACAUUAGCAACUACAUUUGUUGAAUGAAUGUCGUGGGAAGCAAGAGUGAAGUAUUUUCCUCCAAAAUGUAAUGUACUAAAAUGUAAUAAGAACAAACAACAGCAGGAGGGAAAAAAUUCUCAACCACUGGAAAACACAAGUAACUCAAAGCUGGAUCUAUUGUUGUUCUGGAUAUUCUUAAGUAACACCCUUUAGACACUGACAAUCUAACAGUGCCAAUUUCUUAUUACAUUCCCAGGGUUUCCAGUUGCCCUCCCCACCAGAGCCCCCUGCAGUCGAAGCAGAGUACUACACCAUUGCAGAUUUCCAGUCCUGCAUAUCUGAUGGCAUAACUUUUAAUGGUGGACAGAAAGCAGAGGUAAGCACUCUUUUCAUGGUUACCUUCAGUAACUAGAGAACUGCAUAUUCAGCUUAGAACUCUAUAAAUGAAUCUAUUAGAUAGUCAUAGUGCAGUGGUAUGCUUUACAUAAGAGAAAAAAAUGGGAUCUCAUGAAAGUACAUCAAAAAGCUUCACAAAUAGACUGAACUUUUCUCUUAACUAUGUGUCCUAGGUCAUUGAGAAGAACUCUGGUGGUUGGUGGUAUGUUCAAAUAGGAGAGAAAGAGGGCUGGGCUCCCUGCUCCUACAUAGACAAACGGAAAAAGCCCAACCUGAACCGAAGAACAAGCACUCUGUGCCGCCCAAAAGUCCCACCUCCUGCUCCACCAGUCAAAAAGCAAGACUCAGUGGAGACUGCACCUCCCAGCAGCCCUGGGUCCGAAGCCCCAGAGUCCCCUGUGUCACCAGGGAGGCCAGUUUAUGAAGAGCCAGAAUAUGAUGUCCCUGCUAUUGGUGAUUUGGAUCUGGAGUCUGAGUUUGAGUUCCUGAGGGGAGAAAGUUCCCUGGUAGAUGCAAAGAAUGAGGACACUACCUCUGAGAAAGGAUCCCACCUUUCCUCCAAGCCCUCUCCAGCUUCUUCACUCCACAGUGCCUCCUUUAGGAUGGGAGAGUCAUUUGAAGACGGACAUGAAGCAGAAGGAGCGAUAGAGCCAGAGGAAGAGUGCAUCUAUGAGAAUGAUGGCUUCAGGCCCUUCAGGGAGACACCAGAGAGGCAGUGCAGCAGGGACUCAAAUUCCUCCAAGACAAGCGUCUUGUUAGAAACCAGCAAGACUGCGAGCCCGACAUCCAGUGGAUGGAGACCUGCAGGUAACAAGUUCAAGAUUGACCUGAAUGGUAGUCAGUUUCCAACUAAAGCUGAGGAGGCGUCCAGUCCGAAAUCUGCCUCAACUGAGUCUACUCCAGAUCUCUCCAGGACAAAGAAAGAGCAUGAGGAGAACAAGGCAUCCUUUUCUAUCAAGUCUUCUUCGAAACCAAAGCCAGUGGUGAGACCUAAACCACAACUAGCAAAGGCAUCCAGUGCAGAGAAGAUGGACAUCAGCACCUUGAGAAGACAGCUGCGGCCAACAGGGCAGCUGAAGAACGGCAGCAAAACUAAAGGGGAAGACUCUGAGACAGCUUCAGUCAUCUCCUCAGAAGACUCCUUUUCUUCCCAGAGUACAUCAGACCUGUCCUCUAUCUAUUCUAAAGGCAGCAGGGGAGACUCUGACCUGGAAAGCAGCAGCCUGUAUCGCACCACAGAUCCCUAUGAGAAAGUCCAAGAGUCUGAGAUCAGCUUUCCUGCUGGAGUGGAGGUGGAGGUGGUGGAAAAGCAAGAAAGUGGAUGGUGGUAUAUCCGCUGGGGAGAUACAGAAGGAUGGGCACCAACUUAUUACCUGGAGCCCACCAGGCAACAGGAUGACAUGGCAGGGACAGAAUCUGAUGGUACCCCAACCAAACCUGGAAGCCUUAGCAAGUCCAACAGCCUGGAGAAGAAUGAACAAAGGGUCCAGGUGUUGAACAACAUCAACCAAAACCUAAAAAAGGUCACCCCACCCAUUCCCUCCAAGCCGCCAGGGGGCCUCUCCAAAUCAAUCGGCUUAUUUGGAUCACGGAAGCAGAACAGCACCAAGCAGCAGCAGGUAGUCAGACCUCAGUCUGUCUUCAUAUCAGCCCCAAUCAGGGAUGGUCCCAGCCCUGUUGGCUCUCUCAGGAGAAACGAGUCCCUUAAUUCCACAGACCAUCCCCGUGCAAGUCCCACAGUGCGACGCAAUGCCUCAUUUGGCACAGCACCCCGCAGCCAGGCACCAAACAACAUAGCACUACCAAACAGGAACAGAUUCGAUACUGGCAGCUCUGAGUCUCUUGGCAUCAGCUCUCAGAGGAAUGCCAUCCCUGUGUCCACAGUGAAACCAAAGCCCCACAUCAUACACAACAACCUCAGAGAGGUGUAUGUUUCCAUAGCAGAUUACCAUGGUGAUGAGGAAACCAUGGGAUUUCCAGAGGGAACAAGUCUUGAGGUCCUGGAAAGAAACCCCAACGGUUGGUGGUACUGUAAGAUUCUGGACAAUGGCAGACCAAGGAAAGGAUGGGUUCCUUCAAAUUACCUCGAGAGGAAGCACUAGCACUCAUGUGUGGAGCUGGCAGAACUCUAACCAUGCGUGAAAAGACUACUCAAACGGAUGCAUUUAUUUUGUGAAAUAAUCCUGAGACAUGAAGGAAGGAUUGAAAUCCUACUCGGUACCUUUGCCAAAAUGAGCAGUUAGUUUAAAUUGUGACUGAAACAAAAGGAGACAUCUGUUUCAAUGAGUCAACAUGAUACAGUGCCUGAGAUGAUGCAUUAGGAACAGUGGAGUAUAUUGGGACUUAGUUAAACAGCCAAAGAGAACACCAGAGGGCGGAAGAAUGACUUCAUUAAAAUUCUUCACUGCUUACCUUUAACUUGAACUAAGAUGUUGUUUUGUGUCCAUGCCUUGAACCUUCUCUGUAAGUUUAUAAUGUAUUUUUUGUAACUUUUUAAGCAUUUAAAGCUUACUGCAUGUUUAAAAUGAUUCAUUAUAUUGACGACGCCUUAAGCUGUUGAAUUUAAACCUUUUCCUCAUCCUUUUUGAAAGGAAAAUCUCAGUUAUUGCCAAAGCUGCUUUGUGUUAGUCUCAUCUUGGUGCUGUCUUUUUGCAUGUUUAAGAUAAUUUCAUACCUUAUGUCACACUUAAGUGAAAUAUUUUAUCCUUUUAAGCGUGUAAUAAUAUCUUGACUAAACAAUCUGUGAGCAUCUCUGAUUAUGGUUAUGUAAAAACAACCCCUGAUGAUCUCUCCUGAAACUUAUAGCCUUUAUUUCAGUGCCUGAUCGUCUAUUUUGAAACUUUCUUGACGCCAGUGAAAAUAUUUAUUCAUUACUUAAAAAUCCUAUGAUCUCUGGUUUUGUUAUUAUUUUAGGACAUCUACCAGUUAAAAAUAUGUAUCACUAAAGCCUAAACAUUUAUAAGAACUGCUCUAUAAAUCUUAAAAACAUUUUUGAAUUUCUGCUGGGCAGUAAAUUUGACAUAACUUUACAGCAACAGUAUUACUGGGGUGCUCACUUUUGUUUGAUGUGUACUGUGUGAUCAGUGAUGAUUACCAAAGUGCCAAAAGAAUGACUUAAAUAAAUGCACUUUUGAACAGA